Pelobates cultripes (western spadefoot toad) is the source of this 78867-nucleotide messenger RNA. The record is from the annotation of a GenBank genome assembly. Lineage: Eukaryota; Metazoa; Chordata; Amphibia; Anura; Pelobatidae.
GGCCUAUCGCGGAGUGGGCGGGGUUCCGUGGCUGGUGCUGUGUGUAGCCUGCCCGGGUUGUGACAGCUGGUUAUUGCCGUGUGGUCCGGAGCCGGGAUGGGGAGACUUAGCGGAGCCCUGCGCUGUGUCAAGUACCUGCUGCUCACCUUUAACCUCGUCUUCCUGGUAAGAGCAGCCUGGGCUGGCAGGGGGUCACUGGGGGCUCAGUGGACAAGAAGUGACAGGGGAGUCAAUGUACCCUACCAAAGAAUAUACAUUAUAUCAGUGACAGUAGUUCUGUGUAAAUUAAACUCCUAUAUCUAAUGCAUGGAUCGUCAGUGGGUAGAUUCCCUGCAGUUAUAACACUAAAGCUGGCAAAGCAUCACGGGAGUUGUAGUUCAACAGCAGCUGGUGAGCUACAUUUUGGACACCUGUGAUCUAAUUUCUGUCACUAUUUGGAAAGUAAAGGGGAAGUGAGGAGAGUGAGAUGGGGGGGAGAGGGAGAGAUGGGUUAUUAGUAGAAUGGGAGAGUGUGAUUGAUUGUGAGGGUAAAUAAAGGGGGUGAAAACAUGUGGAAUGGAAGAGAUUUAAUUGGAAUGAUAAAAGGAGGAGAGAAGAUUAGUAGACUAGGUGGUGGUUUGUGUUGUGCCAUGUAUUUAUGUUUAGGGGUAAAUAAUGGUACGGAGUGUGAAAAUGUGACAAAAUCUGUGCCUAGGGCAGAUAAAGUGAGAGAUGGAGAGAAGGCUGACAGUUUAUUGAAGGGAAAGGGAAGAAUUAGAAGAGAAUGUCUGGUACCUAUCAGGAGAGGAUGAGCAUGAGAAGAUGUAGAGAUGAAAGUGAUAAUAAAGGGGAUGAAAAUACGAUCUGGCUUAUUCAUUAAAGUGAAAUUUCUGACUAUUGAGGUAUUAAUGAAUAGCCCUGUGUUUGGUGAAUUAAACAAGAUAAAGAUUUGGCAUGGUGAAGUAAUCCCUGGCUUCAAUAAAAUGGGGUUUCAAUAAGUGGCUUCAAUAAAGAUGGGGCCUGGAGAAGGUGUUAGGACUAAUGUGUAGUUAUAAUGGAUGAGCAGAUAAUUGGGUAAGGACAGGGAGACAGAAAACAUUGUGUUAAGGCAUAGACAGAGCUAUGGUUAAUGGUGGAGGAAGGAUAAAGGGAAAGGUGAGAACAAGCUAUAUGGAAAGACAAAAGAGAGGUGUGCAGUUGGAUGAUAGGAAAACGUAGGCAAAUAAAUAAAUGAUGGAAGUUACAGGGCAACUACCCAGCAAAUCAGGACAAACUGUGAAAUGAUACAGGAAACUAUCAAACAUAAGAUGAGGUAAUGGGAAGUAGAAGGAAACUGAAUAGUCCACCUGGAUAGUGAUUACAAAUAAACUGACUAAAUGUGGCAUUGGAGGGCAGAGUAAUAAUGUUCUAAAGAAGGCUACAGUAAGGAUGUGUGCAGGGAAUUAAAGUAAUAAGCAGUUCUCUUACAAGGUUUCAAAGUAUGCAGCGAUAUGUUAUGGUGACAACAGGCGCACAAUACGGUAAACAGAGUUUCGGCAUACAGUUGUAAUAAAAAAUAUUAAAUUCCCAUUGAAAAUCAGGUUAAUUGUAAACAUUUACAGCUAUUUGCAAUUAACAAAUCAAACAAAAGCAAUGGAAAUAGCUCAUCGCAACCAAUGAUUCAAGUUGUUUCCUCAAAUUCAACUGAAAAUGCUACUUAGAUUAACUUUUCCAGUCUCAAAAUUAUUCAACCCCUUCACGGCGAACAUCCGUAGUACUUAGUAGAGGACAUAAACCUUAGUAGAGCAAAUAAACCUGCCAAAGGAUAACAAUAGAUGGAGUGAAUACAGCAGGAAACAAAUUAUAAAAAGAGGUAAUGGGUUGUUCAUUAAAAUGAGAAUUGCUUGGAAAUCAUUCAAAUUUUUCUAAAUUGGUUAUCUGGCCUAAAUUGUGAAAAUCACUUAGAAUUCCUGAUAAUUCUCACUUCAGUAGAUUACCCAGUGAGGGUGUAGCAAAAGGAUGGUGUCAGAUUAUUAUUUAUGUGAUUAGAUCAGUUUUGUGUAAGAGUCUUUUUUUUUUUUCAAUUGAAAAUAUCACCAUCAACUAAUUGAUGUUUGUGCAACAGGUUUCACUACCAGAAUACAGAUAAGAGGCAUGAUAGAAUGUUAAAAUUUGCAGUCACAAUUAUGUUAAAUGAUUUUACAGUUAAGAAAAAAAUAGACUCAUGUAAAUAGGCAGCUUGGUUUAACCACAUAAGGUUGUAUUGGAAUGUAAAUGUCAUCAUAAUAACCUCCCUAUAAGGAUAAGUGGAUAAGCAGAGACUGGGGAAUAGGAGGGGCAGAGGACAGCUGAGGUCAGAGGGGAAUCCCUGGGCAAGUGGAGUGAAAAUAACAGGCCAGUGUCUUGGACAAGGAUGAAAAUAGCAUGAAGUGUCAUGAUAAUGUAUCUGUAAACAUGGGAUAAAUAUACAAACAAUAAACAGAUAUGAGAGAGAGAGAUAUAUAAUAGGACGUGGGAAAACAUACAGAGGCGCAACCGGGAGUGAAAAUAAGGAUACAGGUUGAACUAUACAGACAAUAACUAUUAUCCCAUUGUACAGCGCUGCGGAAUUUGUUUGCGCUUUAUAAAUAAUAAUAAUAAUUAUUAUGUUUUUAUGUUGUCAAAAAAAUUUUUGAAGGAAAUGUGAAGACUGACCAAACACUUUGAUACCUUAACAAGACUUUAGUGCUACGGGGUAAAAUAAUCUUAAUUAACCGAAAUAAGAAAACAUUAUUUUAAUAUAGGAAAAAUUUGAUUAUUAUUUGUUAUUCAUGUCCCCCUCUCCGCCCCCAUGGCAUAAUAUAUGAGUUGUGGGUGUAUUUAUUGGUGAGUUUGGACAUAGACAAAAUAGGCUAUCAGCAAUAUAUGUUCAAAAGAUCAUAGAUCAUUUCCAUUGACUGAUAAGUAAAAAAAAACAAAAAAAACUGGUAAGACGUGGGUGGAGGUGAGGUGUUUGUGUGAAACAAGGCUUGUUAUCUCAUUUCCUCCAUAGCUUCCAGAUUGCAUUAAACUUGUCCAAUUUACCCAACAUCUUGUAAGUGAGGAAUUCAUAUGUUCUGUUGCUGUUUAUAGUGGAGAGGAGGGGCGGGUAGAUGUGUGUAUACCCGUGCAAUGUGUCAGUUUAUGUUCUGUAGAUUGUUAGCUCAUUUGGUCACGGUCCUCUUCACCUCGUCUUCCCAUGUGCGCUGGCUCGCUUUAGUUCCAUGGUGACCCAUAUCUGUGGACACCAGGGAAAUGAUGGCCCUCUGCAGUAAUGUGCGGGUCCAUCGUUAGAUGCGCUCACACUGUGCAUUGGGCACUAGAUUACUGCUGAGAACGCUUCAGUAGCGCUCCCUGCAUGGUCCUAAAGUCUGAGGAAUUAUAGGCCUAGCUAGUGAGGCAUGUGGUGUCAUUAGAAACGCCCCCUCAAGGCAACACCCACCCCAUCGUGAUUCCCCAGACCAGAUUGUUGGGAGGUAUGUAAAUGUUUCAUACAAGGUCUUGUUUAUCAUUUGUAAAGUGCUGUGCUAUACAAAUAAUUAUUAGUGUAAUUGUCAGCGUCAUGAGGGCCAUGUUGUGCAAUGGAUGGAGGGCUACAUUCAUCUAUAUAGCUACCUUUCACUCAAUAAUCACUUCCAUUAAUCUUUUUCUUUAGCAGCCUAACCCCAGUGUUCUCUCCUAGUGCCUCCCUUCUCUCAAUUCUCAUGUCUAUUGCCCCUCUCUUAUUCAGUAAUAUCCCCAAGUGCCACUGUUCUCUCAGUUCUCACUUCCAUUGCCCCACUUCUUUAACAGUGUUCAUCUGUUGUUUCCUUCCUGUCCCCUAAAUAUGUGACCUGAACUGAAAAUUCUCCUGCUCAGCUAUGCUACAACAAUUUUAUUUUGACUCAUAAAUUUGUAUGUAUGCGUGUAUGGUGUAUGCUGGCUAUAUGUAAUGUGUGUAUGGUGUGUGCUGGCUGUAUAUAGUGUGUGUCUGUGGUGUGUGCUGGGUGUAUGUAGUGUGUGGUGCUAAUUUUGGUGGAUUUUUCUGGAUUACUGGUGGUACUGUGGAGGAGGGUCAGAUGACUCUGGUGGUCUAGCAAUGGCCCAGGAUCUCAGGGGACCUGUUGGGGAGCUUGAGGGACAGAGCUCCGUCUGACAUCAAGGGAGCCCUGCCAUCUGACGUCACGUGAGCCAUGUUUGAUGUCAGUGUGGAAAGAACGGCAGAUAAGAUCUUUGUCUUGCAGGCAGGAGAAGCAGUUAUGUUUGUCAGCAUGGCAAUGCGCACCAACAACAUAUGUAAAUUAGGAACUGAACAGACAGGCAGCCCAGAGCAAAUUAAGGAGUAUUCCACUUCCCAAACACACACAAAAGCAUUACUGUUUAAUAAAUAUGUCCUUUGAAAACAUGCAUGGAUUUAAUUAUGUAUUUUUUCAUUGGUUUAUAUCUAAAACUGCUUACUAAUCUGUGGAUCUCUUGUCUGAAGCAUUUGCAAGCACUCCCCUUUUUCCCAGCACAAACUUUCUGUGUCUGUCCAAUCACAGACUUUCCGAUGCAGCUCAAUGAGAAAUCUUUGCAAGGCAGGUGCUCUGGGCAAUUGCUGCCUCUUGAGUUUAGCUCCACUUGGGUAAACUAAUAGGAAGUAACAGAACCAGUUGUUUGGUUCAUAGCCAGCAGGUGUAACACGGUUAAUAUGUAAAGGUGCCAAUUUUAAUGUGCACUUUUUGUAAAAUGAAAAAAAGAGGACACACUGUUCACAAAUAAAAACCUCCAGCAAGUUGAAGUGUUUUAGCGGCCUGGAGAGUUCCUUUAAAGGACCACUAUAGGCACCCAGACCACUUCAGCUUAAUGAAGUGGUCUGGGUGCCAGGUCCAGCUAGGAUUAACCCUUUUUUUUUUAUGUACAUAGCAGUUUCAGAGAAACUGCUAUGUUUAUGUUAGGGUUAAUCCAGCUUCCAGUGGCUGUCUCUUGACAGCCGCUAGAGGCGCUUGCGUGCUUCUCACUGUGAAAAUCAUAGUGAGAAGACGCCAGCGUCCAUAGGAAAGCAUUGUGAAUGCUUUCCUAUGGACUGGCUGAAUGCGCGCGCAGCUCCUGCCGCGCAUGCGCAUUCAGCCGAAGAGGAGGAGAAGAGGGAGGAGAGGAGGCGGAGAGCUCCCUGCCCGGCGCUGGAGAAAGAGGUACCUUUAACCCCUUCCUCUCCCCAGAGCCCGGCGAGAGGGGGUCCCUGAGGGUGGGGGCACCCUCAGGGCACUAUAGUGCCAGGAAAACGAGUAUGUUUUCCUGGCACUAUAGUGGUCCUUUAACAGAAAUUGAUAGGACCCUUUUUUUUCCUGAAUGCUUAAUCUGUGUUGUGACAGGUUUUAUGUUUUCUACACUGCUGCAGAAAGUAUUGGGACGUGACGGAAAUAUGUUUAAUACUUACCAAUUUGGCACACCACAUUCUGGUUAACACUUCAUUAGCAUUUAAAUGGGUGAAAAAAAAGAGGAACUGUCACUAACUCAACAGUGACAGUUCCUCUUGUGUUGUAGCAAAACCAAAUAGCAAACUAUCUAUGUGUCAUUAAUAUGAUAUUGUACCCGCUGUUAUUCCCAGCAAUAUAAUAUAUUCAAGUAAUAGUAACACAAUAAUUAAAGAGAGCCUCGAAACACUACAACAAAUUUAGCUUAAUAUAGCAGUUUUAUAAUACAGAUCAUGCCCCUGCAGUCUGCUCAGUUCUAUGACAUUUAGGAGUUAUCGUCAAUGUAUCAGAUCCAACAUUAUUUACUAAAGUUUGAAUUAUUAGAAUUCAAAGUGAAUUUUAAAUUUUAACUCAAAAUAGACAAACUGGAAAUAUAGCUGACUAUGAAUGUUUACAGUUGCCUAUUCAGGUGCAUUUACUUCAGUGAGAAUUCAAAGUAAAUUUUAAACUUAAAUGAACACUUUAGUGUCAGGAACACAAACACGUAUUCCUGACACUAGAGUGGUAAAAUAACAGUUUAAGUUCCCGGCCCCCCUCUAUCUACUUUAAAAAGGUAUUUUUACUCACCUAUUUCCAGUGCUGUGCUAGUCCCGCCGCGUCUGGUACUGACCUGCUCCAAAUAUGACAAUCUCAGUCAAUCCAAUGCUUUCCCAAAGGAAAAAAUUGGGAGGCUAUUGGACAUGUGCGGCAAAACUCUAUACUGUGCAAUUAGCACCUCCUUAUAGGGAUGUAUUGAAACAAUGCACCUCUAUGGGGAGCAUUCAGCAUAUCCAUGCAGACACUGAAUGCCAGUUCUGCACACUGUGCAACAUUGACCCAGGAAGCACCUCUAGUAGCCUUCUGAGUGAUUGCCACUAGAGGUGUUACAAGGCUGUAAUGCAAACAUUGUCUUCUCUCUGAAAACACCAGGCAGUGUUUACAUUAAAAAAGCUUGCAGGGACAGGCAAUAGAUACCAUAAAAACUACAUUAAGCUCUAACUGUAGUUAAGGCCAAAGUAUCCAAAGGGAAAGUAUAGCUGAUUUAGAGGAUUAUUCUUGUUUGGCUGUUGACUUUAAAGCGGUAAUAGGCACCCAAACCAUUUCAUCUCAUUGAAGUGAUCUGGGUGUCAUGUCCCUGACAUUUUAUCCCUGCAACUUAAAAAAAAAAAAUAAGUUUUGCAGAAAGAGCAAUGUUUACAUUGUGUGGUUAAAAUGAUUCUAGUGGCUGUCACACUGAAAGCUGCUAGAGGAAUUUCCACUGAUAUAGCCAUAUUAAACUUGACUGUUUCAGUCAGAUGAUCUCCUAAAGACCAUUUAAAUGGGGCAGCAUUUUGCUCACUAUCCUCUCAAUGCUUUCCUAUGGGGAGGCAUUUGAUUGGCUAAGAUCAUAAAGAUUGAUGAUCUCUGCUAACGAGGCAAGGUAUGCUUUAAGGAGAGCAAAGUGGAAAGGGAGAAUUGCUAAGUAAAUAAACUUUUUUUAAUUCUUAACCGAGGGGGUGGGGAGAACUGCCUAAACAGCGAGCAGAUCACUAUAAUGUUAGGAAUACAUGUUUGUAUUUCUAACAAUGUAUUGUUCCUUUAUUAUUGUUGAUAUUAUUAUUGCCAUUUAUAUAGCACCAACUUAUUCUGCAGCGCUUUACAAUUUUGUAAAUUUGAACAUCACAUUGAAAUUGCUUUGAAUUAUAACUUUAGUAAAUAAACCAGUAUUUUGUAUUAUAUUUUGUUAAAGGAACACACAAACUUUAAAGGAACACUAUAGGGUCAGGAACACAAACAUAUGUUCCUGACCCUAUAGUGUUAAAACUACUAUCUAGCCUCCUCCCUUGCCUCCCUAAAUAUAGUAAAAUCUUACUUGUAUUUAAGUCUGCAGAUACUGCCUCUGCCCCUGUCUGCCUCUGAGCUGCUUGCUGUCUGCUGACAUAAUCAGAAAUGGUGGUCUGAGCCAAUCACAAUGCUUCCCCAUAGGAUUGGCAAGACUGUCAAAGAGGCAGAUCAGGGGCAAAGCAAGCACCUGUCAAACACAACCCUGGCCAAUCAGAAGCUCCUCAUAGAGAUCCAUUGAAUCAAUGCAUCUCUAUGAGAAAAGUUCAGUGUCUGCAUGCAGAGGGUGGAGACAUUGAAUGGCAGUACUGCAUCACUACCCAAGGAAGCACCUCUAGCAGCUAUCUGAGGAGUGACCAGUGGAGUUAUCACUAGGCUGUAAUGUAAACACUGUAUUUUCUCUGAGAAGACAGUGUUUACUGCAGAAACCCUGAAGGAAAUGAUUCUACUCUCCAGUAAGCUGUAGUUGUUCUGGUGACAAUUGUAUCCCUUAAAAAAAAUUUUUAAAAUACCCCCAUUCUAAUUAAAACCAGAUGUAAAAAUGAAAAUACAUUAACUCUAAUCCAGAGCAGACCCAGACUCCUUGCAGCAGUUGCUCAACCUCUUCUGAGAUCAUUGAUACUGAUGACCUUGGCCCAAUCUAAUGCUUCCAUAGAGACCUAUGGUGUGACGGUUGUCAUGCGUUUUACUGAAUCCACGGAGAAGUAUUGCUUUUGGCAUAAUCAUGCACAUCUCAGUGAACGUGAAAGAAAUAUGAAAAUGAAAGUCCUUCACUGAGGAAGUUCCUCAAAUCGUGUCUGGCAAUCUAACAGCCACUAGAAGCAUAAUUAAGGCAAAAUGUAAACACUGUUGUUUUUAAUGAACAGCGAUGUUUCAGAUUGUCAGCAAAAAAAAUUGACAAGGUUUUAGGACCAAAUCCAGUUCAUUAUGCUGAAGUGGUUAAGAUGCGUAAAGUGUCCCAUUGUGAGUUUUGCAAAAAUAAUAUAGAACAAUCAAAAUAAACAGGAUAGCAUACUCAUUGAAUACAUGACUUUCUGUGUUCAAAUUGGGUAUUCAUAUCACCAAUGCUAUAAGCCUUCCAUUGCCUCUUUCCCCAUAUAGCAGAAUGCAUCAACUGUGGUAGCUAGAGAUUGUAAAACGAACUGUCAGUUUGGAGAUAUUAGCACAUUCUACAAACUAGCUCUUGCUAGCCAGCUAUUUGUUCUGCUUUUUUGUGUUUCUGCUAUUAUUUCCACUGAUUUGCAGGCAUAGCCUGGCAUUCUAUGCAAAUUAAUAUGCAUUGUGCACAUACUGCUUCAUGGGAAGAAGUUGUCAGUGCUGAUCCUUGAAAGUUAUUGUGUUAAUAUUUACACGUGGUGCUUACUUUACCACAAUAAACAUUUCCUUUAAUCGGCUGUUGACAUCACCAGGUAACUUUUUUUCAAAAGCUGAAACUGAGGGUGUAGCAUAUGUACAUAUUUUAGCCAUAUUUACUAGAAUUCAUAAAGGCCUGACCGGUCUGAAAAAUAUAGUAACUCAUCUGUCUUGCUCCACACUAGGAAAUUGCACACAUUUGUAUGAGGCAUAUGUAGUGUUAAUUAAAAAAGAGUUAUCAUAAUACUAAUUUCUCACACAUCACAAGUCUGGCAAAAACUUUAUAUAAGGGGAAAUUAUUGAAAUGUAAUUUGACAAAUGUUUCCAUCGUACAUUGAGGCUAGGGUUACAUUUAUUUUUUAUUUUCUAUGAUUAUAAAUAGAUGUAUAUUUACAAAUGAAAUGUAUGCUUUUAUCUUCUCUGACAUGUAUCAUGUUGCUACUUUAUUGUAUAUUACCAUGUAAUAUUUAUAAGCCCUGUGCAUUGAUAUAUGUCAAGACGUGUUGUCAGAAAAUUCCAUAUCACAUUAUACAUAAUUUAGCAAUUUAACCACAAUGUUACAAACCAGUAAGAGAUAAAAUGGAUAGCGUGCGUAAUACAGUGGAUUUGAAGAGCUCAAAUAUAUAAGCCUACGCACCAAUCAGACGGGGACCGUACAGUUUCCUUAUAUUUGUGCAACAUGUUCUAAUACUAGUAAGGUUCAUAUGGAAACUACGUGAUUUAUUUAAUAAAGAAUGAUUUGUGUCAACUGAGUUGUAAAAAUAGAGGCUAAAAUAACAAGUCGAUUUUCAGCUCAAUGUUUAUUAAAUAUAAAAAGGUUGUCCGCAUAGUACAAUUUCAGUGUGUGCAUGCCUAAUUCAGUGGCUUGCGUGUGUGGAGUGCUUUUAAGUAUGAACGCAGACAUGUGUUUUUGUGAAGGGUCAAUGUUAGUAUGUGUAUAAUACAGGGGUGUAUCCGUAUGGAGUGCUAUUGAAUGUGAUUGUUGAGUUGUGUGUGUGUGUGUGUGUGUGAAAUUCAUGUACAGGGUUAGAGCCUACAUGUGACUACAGUGUGGUUAUUUAGAUGGGCUUAAUUUUUGCCACAGUCUGGUCCUGCUAAGACUCAACCAACCACAGGCGUGUGCAUGUGGUUUACCAAGUGUAUGCAAGCACACCAUAAUGCAGGACUUAAUUGUCCAUUCUGUCACCCACACUGUCCCCAUCAAAAGUUUGUGUGUUUUCAGUGUCUAUGUGAUAGUGAGUUAUACAUUUAAUCUGUAUCAAAUUUUAUAUUUGACGAAAAUCAAUUAAAACAAAUUGUAAUAAAGCUUGUAUUCAAUUUAGUAUUUAAUAUAUUUUAAUUUAAUAUUAUCAGCAUUGUGUUGGAAAUAUAAAAAAAAAAUGUUUAGGUAAGUUCUAGCUCAUUUGAUAAAUAAAAAUGACACUUAUGAUGGUUGCAUAUUCAUGUCUAAGGAUUCACCAAUAUUAGGGUUACUUUGAUAUGGUGGCCGGCCUAAUACACAAUGGCCAUAUGAUGUGACUUUUUCCUAUUUGGAGAUGAUUUUAAGUCAAAUUGAAAUAUCUGAAACAGUAAAUAAUGUUGUGUGUACCUUAUUUGUGUAUGGGACAUAAAGUCAAACUUGUCCCAUGUGUUCUACUUUGCAAAUUUUAAUAAAGAAUCCUCAGCAUCUUUUAGUAAUAUUCUGUAUGUGGGGCAACUUGUAGUAAUGUUGUGCCUGCUUCUAACUUAAAGGAGCACUAUAGUGACUGGAAAACAAACUUGUUUUCCUGGCACUAUAGGAUUUUUAGGUCCCCUUCCAUUAUGCCUCCCCCUCCCACUGGGCUGAAUGGGUAAAAACACCUUCAGCCACUUACCUUAAUCCAGCGCCAGGCCCUCUCGGUGCUGGUGACCUUUCCUCCUCCUGUCGAUGUCAGCUCCGGAGUGGAGCCGAAUGCGCAUGCAUGUCCAGAGACACGCACAUGCAUGUCCGGAGACACGCGCACAUUCAAACCGCCCAUAGGAAAGCAUUACUCAAUGCCUUUCUAUGGGGAUCUGAACUCACCCUGCGUGAGUUCAAUGAGAUUUUCACAGUGAGAAUCUUGGAAGCGCCUCUAGUGGCUGUCAGUGAGACAGAUGCCAGAGGCUGGAUUAACCCUGUAGUGCAAACAUAGCAGUUUCUCUGAAACUGCUAUGUUGAUAGCUUCAGGGUUAAAACUAGAGGGACCUGGCACCCAGACCACUUUUUUGAGCUGAAGUGGUCUGGGUACCUAUAGUGGUCCUUUAAGCUUCCACUGGUGAGAUCCAUCUGAAAUGUCUGUGAAAAUAUAUUACCUUGUAAAGGCACAAGGGACCUUAAUGCAUUUGAGAUGUCAUGUAAUGGGCACCAUACCAUAGGGAAUCAUAAGACACUUUGUUUACUCUAGACUGAGCUUUUGAAACAUGGUAAUUUUCUCAAUUUAUCAAAAGGCUGGGAAUUAUAUGACUCUCUGAAUGCUAGGGUUUUAAAGGGGAAGUUAGAUGAAGAUGUGGGGACACUGGACUAAUUUUGACAGUUAUCGAGGAGCUACUCUGCAAAAUAUAGAUGCAUUAAUUUAUUAUACAGUUAUUUAGAGCUAUCUUGCUAAUGCUAUCCAUUGAUUACUGUUGGGUUUAAUAUUCAUUCAACUCUGAAUUGUAGCGAAGUGAAAACUGAAUUGCAAGAUUUAGGCUAAUAUAGCUGAGCUGUGACUGUAGAUGAGUUGUUGUUAUUAUUAUAAUGAUUAAUAUUUUAUUAUUUAUAUAGCACCAGCAAAUUCCGUAGCACUGUACAAUGGGUGGACUAACAGACACGUAAUUGUAAUCAGACAAGUUGGAUGCACAGGAACAGAGGGGUUGAGGGCCCUGCUCAAUGAGCUUACAUGCUAGAGGGAGUGGGGUAUAGUGACACAAAGGGUAUAAGUAGGGGUAAUGAAAUAGGUUGCUAGAAAAGUAUUCACUGAGAACCUAGGUUAUUUUUGACAGUUGCAGGAGAGGAGUCAAGGGGGGGGAGAUGAAAACCCGCUAACAGUUUAAAUAAAGACUUGCCUUAAGAAGUGUGUUUUCAAAGAAUUUUUGAAGGAGUGGAGACUGGGUGAAAAUCUAACAGAGAAGGGAGUUUCACAGAAAACGUGCGGCCCUGGAGAAGUCUUGGAGGCGAGCAUCAGAUGUGGGAGUACAGACAGAGGAUAUAUGUAGGUCUUUGGCAGAGCGCAGAGGCCUCGACGGGACAUACUUGUGUAUUAGGGAGGAUAGGUAGGUUGGAGCAGCAUUAUGUAGGGACUUGUAAGCAAGCACCAGAAUCUUAAAUUAAGGAUUAUAUCUAACUUGGAGCCAAUGUAGGGACUGACAGAGACGGGAGCCAUGGGAGAUGUGGGCGGGCAGGAAAAUGAGCCUUGCCACCGUAUUCAUUAUAGAUAGCGGUGCAAUUUGGGAACACGAGGGCGGGGCCGCCGACCUGAGCAGCAGCCAUCUCCCGUGGCUCCGGGCUCGAGCCUCUGCAAAGGGCACAUUUGAAGAUCAUUAACCAAGUCUGAACUCACUGAUUCGGGUGGGGGAACACCUAAGCUUCCUUAAGAUACCUGCACCACCGCUGGGUGCACCGGAUGAGGGAGCCACACUACUCUUGGGCCUACCCAGGCACAUGGCCCUGAUGCCUGAGCCUGCUACUAGCGUUCCUGGAAGGGCUGAUCGCAUCCACACUGCCAUGAAAAGCAGCAAUAUGUGCACCGGGGAAUGAGUGGAGGCCUGACCCCAUUCCCCCCCUUGGUCAGUAGUGGUGCUCCAUGCCCUUGCUAUAAUGCUUUGGACUGAGAUGCAGUUAGAGAUGAUGACACAUCCACGAGGGGGUCCCUCCCCAGCUGUCCUGCUCUAAGUGCCACACACAUACUCACACAUUUGCCUGGGGAAAAGAAGAUGGAUACAUACCCGCAGUGAAGAGCUGCCGAAUGCUGAAGUGGUGCCCUUAGGGGUGGCUGUCCUGCUGCAGGGCCCAGGGGCUGCCUGGCCUUUGGGAUAGUGGAGGCCUCGCUCUCCUGGUUCGAGAUGUGGCCUUGAGUGAAUAGUCCCCGGUUCUGAAAGUCCUGUGGGGCCGGUCUGCAUGAUCCUUCGAAGUACCGGUGACUGGAGGUGAAGCAUGCCUGCAACAAGUGUGUGUGGCCGGAGCUGGGUGAAACUUGAGGCAAUUCGCGCCUGGUAGGAGCUAAAGUGGCACAGGGGAGGUGCAGGAGCUGAGCAGUCUGCGGAUUCUUGGUUGUGGGGGUCCAGUAGACUGUGACGAACUGAGUGCCUACAGUGCCAUGGACUGCACUGACAUAGGGCGGGUACUGCUGGAGUUUCAGUCCCCUGGGGGGCAUUGGGCUUGCUGCAGAGGAAGAAAAGUAGAAGAUCUACAGUUGUGUCCUGCAGCUAAGAUGUGCCUUGGCUUGGGGGGGAGGAGACUUUGGUGGGCAAUAGAAUGAGGGAAUUGAAAUGUGCUGUUUGAUUUAAAAAAUUUUUUUCCUAAUGUCUGGCCAAACGUGCCUGGUUCAAGAUCCUUUUAGGGCAUAGUCCCGUAGAUGCUCAAGCAUGGAUCCUCACAUAAUGGGCUUAAUUCCUUUUAUUGUAACCUCUCUAUGAUGAGGAGUUGACACCAACCAUUCCCUUCCCCCCCCCCUUUUUUUUCUUUUCUUUUACUUUUCUGUUUAUUUUUUUUAUAGGGUUGUGUUUUAGCCAUUAUGCGAACUAUAGCAAUGAUGCACUCUCUAUGAAUGUGAAUGCUCCUAUUUGAUGCAUACUUUGGCGUUGUAUUUACCCAUGUUUACUUUAGAUAUGUUAUAUAUUUGCUUACAAUAAGGCUUCGUUGGCACAGUAAUUUCAGUUUAUAAAAACGCCUGUUGUUGAUUUCAGUUACGUGAUUCUUCUGAAAGCGGCCAUUCUUUGUAACGAUAACCCAAUGAUGCUUACUUAUACUUCACCUGAGGAAUGUGCCCUUACUGGACAACGUAUUGUUCUUGUAUACUUCAUGCUACUCAUAUAUGAUAUUGCUCUCUGCUGACCCUUAGGCCUCUGCGUAGGUUCAUGUAAAACCAUUUUACUCGCUAUAUCACUGUUUGACUGCCUUAACUUUGACUAAAAUAAAAACCAUUUAAAACAAUUUGGGAACACCGCUGUUAAGACCACUGAGAAGGAAGUUAGAAUUUUCUUUUCCUAAACCGCUAUUCCUGCCUGAAUUUUCCAAUUCAGUUUUUGAUUGACUAUAGUUCGGUGUUUAGUGAAUAAAACCUCUUUGUGUUUUCUGUUUCAAGCUUUGCUUGUAGACUUCACAGUGCAGUCUACAUUUCAUAGUUGAAUCAACAAACUCAUUUGACAUGGAAAAUUAAGUUUGUGAAAUGCAGUCGCUUGCAGUUACAAUUAUUAGACAGGAAGAUUGAACUGUAUUAUGGGUGUAAUAGGUUUUCCCAAGUAAGAUAGUCUGGUGCAUUUAGUUUUAAGAGACCAAUUACCCAGGCAUGUAUUUGCAUUGGUUACAAUAAUAAAAACUUCAUUUUGAUUUACAUAACUCAUUAUGUCUUAUAUAUGUCUCUAUUAUCCAAUAAUAUAAAAGGUUGAUGCGCUAUGUUUGUUAAAUAAAUAUUACAUUAUAUGUUAUAAAGUGCCAAUAUAUUAAGCAAAACAAAAAACCUACAUGAAAUGUAUUUGUAAUUUUCAGAGUUCUUAAAAUGGAUUAUUUCGCUAACCACAUAGGUAAACACAGAGCACAUAGAGCAAUCACAGCAGCAGGCAAGUAAGGUUGAGCAGCAGUUGGUCACAUAACAGUAGAGUGUGACCCAACAUGGCUUUUCAGCAAGAAAUGUUCUUUAAAAAAACCAAUAUACAUCAUUUAACAAAAAUAUCAUUACGUUUCUUUAGAUGUAACAAACAUUUAAAAAAUGAAAAGUGAAAAAUUUGAUGACAGUUGCCCUUUAAAUGUCUGUUGCUGAUGAUUAUUACAAAUAGAGUAUUGUAUAGGAUGGAGAAAAAUGAGAUAAUUAAAAAGAGAAUAUGAACACAGAGAAACAGUUAAAGAGGCACUGUACGCCUUUCUGCAAAAUGAGUUUUUUUCAUAAAGAUAAUUAGCUCUACAAAUAAUACUGAUCAUUGGCAUGGGUGGUCUUUAACUGUCACUAACCUGUGACUUAUGCUUCACUAUUUUAGUGUUUGAAGUUAUUAUUAGAAUGUAAAGAACUUGAGUUAUUGGGGUCAACCAUUUUCAUGGCCUUCUAGGACAGUAUCCUUAGAAAUACAGUUGUGCUCAAAAUUACCAUACCCUUGCAGAAAUUGUUACAUUUUGGCAUUGAUUUAGAAAAUAUGACUGAUCUUAUUUUCUUUAAGAUAUUGAUCAUUUGAAGCCAUUUAUUGUCACAUAGUUAUUUGGCCCCUUUUUAAAUCAUAAUGAUAACAGAAAUCACCCAAAUGACCCUGAUCAAAGUUUACAUACCCUUGAAUGGUUGGCCUUGUUACAGACACACAAGGUGACACAUACAGUUUAAAAUGGCAAUUAAAGGUUAACUUCCCACACUUGUGGCUUUCUAAAUUGUAAGUAGUGUUUGUGUAUAAUUAGUCAAUGAGUUUGUUAGCUCUCAUGUGGAUGCACUAGAUACUGAGCCAUGGAUAGCAGAAAAGAACUGUCAAAAAACUGCAUAACAAGGUAAUGGAACUUUAUAAAGAUGGAAAAGGAUACAAAAAGAUAUCCAAAACCUUGAAAAUGCCAGUCAGUACUGUUCAAUCACUUAUUAAGAAGUGGAGCAUUCAUGCAUCUCUCGAUACCAAGACAAGGUCAGGUACACCAAGAAAGAUUUCAGCCACAACUGCCAGAGGAAUUGGUCGGGAUACAAAAAGAACCCACAGGUAACCUCGUGAGAAAUACAGGCUGCUCUGGAAAAAGACGGUGUGGUUGUUUCAAGGAGCACAAUAUGAUGAUAUUUGAACAAAAAUUUGCUGCAUGGUCGAGUUGCCAGAAAAAAACCUUUACUGCACCAUUGCCACAAAAAAGCGGAGUUACAAUAUGCCUGACAACACCUUGACAUGCCUCACAGCUUCUGGCACACUGUAAUUUGGAGUGACGAGGCAAAAAUAGAGCUUUAUGGUCACAACCAUAAGCGCUAUGUUUGGAGUUGGGUCAACAAGGCCUAUAGUGAAGAAAAUACCAUCCCCACUGUGAAGCAUGGUGGUGGCUCCCUGAUGUGUUGGGGGUGUUUGAGCUCUAAAGGCAUGGGGAAUCUUGUGACAAUUGAUGACAAGAUGAAUGCAGCAUGUUAUCAGAAAAUACUGUCAGACAAUUUGCAUCUUUGUGCAUUUGUGCACAGGACACUCUUGGACUUUCCAGCAUGACAAUGACCCUAAGCACAAGGUCAAGUUGACCCUCCAGUGCUUACAGCAGAAAAAAAGUGAAGGUUCUAGAGUGGCCAUCACAGUCUCCUAACCUUAAUAUCAUCAAGUCACUCUGGGGAGAUCUCAAACAUGCAGUUAAUGUAAGACGACCAAAGACUUUGAAUAACCUGGAGGCAUUUUGCCAAGAUGAAUGGGCAGCUAUAUCACCUACACGAAUUAAGAGCCUCAUAGACAACUAUGACAAGACUGCAUGUUGUCAUUAAUGCUAAAGUGGGCAAAACACAGUAUUAAGAACUGCAGACUUUUGAACAAGGGUUAUUUCAUUUUUUGUUUUUUUUUGUUUCCAUGUUUUGUUUUAGGAUUGUGCCAUUCUGUUAUAACCUACAGUUGAAUAUGAAUCCCAUAAGAAAUAAAGCCGCGAGGCAAACAAGGCAUUUGCCUAGGGCAGCACAAAACCAGGAUACACCACUGACUGUACCACUUCUGUAAGAUCAGUCCAGAUGAGUAUGCCUUCUCUCCCCACGUGCUUCAAAGAGCCUUGUGUGCACAUGAUCCUGUUGUCCUUCCAUGCACCACUUAUGGCAGGUACUAACCACUGCAUCCAUUGAUCACCCAACAAGACUUGCUGUUUUGGAGAUGCUCAGACCCAGUUGACUAGCCAUCACUAUUUGGCCCUUGUUUAAAGUCACUCAAAUCUUUUCGCUUGUCCCAUUUUUACUGCUUCAAACAAAUAAAAUUCAAGAGGUGAUUGUUCACUUGCUGCCUCAUAUUCUUUCUCUUUAAAGGAAGCUUCAAAACACCUUUAGCGGUUUUGGUGUAUAGAUCAUGCUCAUGCCAUCUUGAUGUUCAAUUCUCUGCCAUUUAGGAGUUAUAUAGCUUUGUUUAUGCAGCCAUAGCUAUAUCCCCCCUGUGACUCACACAGGCUCUCUACACACUUCUUAAAAAAAAGUCUUAUUUUAAAAACAGUGUGUUUAAGUUAAAAGUUCUUGCUUCCUGAUUUAAGAAUAUUUCUUAUGAUUUCUUAUGAUUUAAGAAUAUAUAUCACAACUCAACUUUGAAUUAUAUAUAUCGUCUUGCUCAGAAAUACUUCAGACUUGAGAAAGGGAGGUUCUCCCGAAAGCUUGUCAUUAAAAAAUUCUGUUAGUCCAAUAAAAAAAGGUAUUACAAGAUACAAAUUUUGUCUGUUAUAUUAGGGAGGCUUUGUGUGACACAGCCAAGAAAGAUGUGGCUAAGGCUGCUUAAACAUUGUGUUGUAAGCUUGUCUGUUCCAGUAAGUCAGUCGGGUUUUGUAAGAAUUUCAUGUUUGUUUUGUUUACCUAUUGUGUUGCGCUGCAGAACAAAUAAUUGUAAUUGUAAAUUAAGUCCUAAACAGCAGAGAAUUGCACAGUUAUACUACAGGAUCAUGAUUUAUAUACAUCAAAACUGUUACUCAAAACGUUUUUCAUGCAAAGACUUAAUUGUUUUUAAAUCUACAACAAAUGGAUGUAUAUGGUAAUGGUUUACUGAACCAAGCUACUGAUAUAAGUUCAGCCUUCACAGUAACAUUAAUAAAAUAGUGAGUCCUCGACACAUGUUAGAAUUACACAAAUUUUGUAUUAUUUCAUUGCAUUGUUUUUGUGGUUUGAAUUUUUCUGGAUGAUGUCUUUCUUACUCAAAUUUAAUGAUAAAAUACCCCAAACAUACUACCAGAUCUAACCAAACAAUUUAGAAACUGUAUUGUAUAGUUUUCACAUUUCUAGGAAAAAAUAAAUUACCCAUUUUAAAUUACCCAUUCAUUUACAACUACAUCAGAGAUCAAUUAGUUAAAAAUAUGACAGAAUAAAAGCCAUAUAGCUAGAACUCUUAUGAAAUACACAGUUUAGAUAUGUUUAGACAUAGUUAAUUAAUACAAGCUCUAUCAUGUUGACAUAAUUUUUUUUUAUUUAAACCCUUUCAUUAGAUAAGAUGUGCUAAAUCUGUUAUUAAGUGACAUUACAGGCUCCCGGACCACUUCAGCUCAUUGAAGUGGUCUGGAUGCAGUGUCCCAUCACCCUUAACCCCGAGUAUAUAAUUAUUAAAGUUUUUAAUAAACUGCAAUAAUUACCGUCUAGGGUUAACUCCUCCUCUAGUGGCUGUCUACCAAACAGUCACUAGAGGGACGUCUGGGUCAGUAGGCGACUUUUGGCCGCCUUAAUGAUACGGGACAUCCUCACGCUGUGCAUGAGGACUUCCAGUGUCACUGGAAUCGCCAUAGAUAUGCUUUCCUAUGGGGAAAUCCUAAAGCGACCGUGACUAUUGCCGCACAAGUGCAUUAGGUGUCCCCUGUUGCUGUCAGCCAAGGAGAAAUGAAACCCAGAGCUAGAGUCCCAGGUUCCCCCCUUAAACUCUUCUGCAUCUGAGGGGGAGCGGGCUUGAUGGAGGGGGAAGCUAUAACGAGUUUGUUUUCCUGGCACUAUAGUUUCCCUUUAUAUCAUUGCAUUGUUUAACCCCUUGUCCUGAGUUAAAAGAUUAGAGUUAUGUCUUAUCUUCGCUCCAGCCGUUCCCACUGCUGUUUGGGACACUGACAGCAAAUUGGGAUGCACAGUUAGUGAAUAUUUAGUGACCGUUACACAAAAUAGUUGUACAGUGGUUUUCUUCUCUGAACUUUGGAAGAAUAACAGCUUGAGAAUAUAGCCAAAACAACGGUGUAUGCCAGGUAUAUUGUGUUAAAAUGCAUGGGAAGUGUCUAGGUUCAAAUCUGGCCAAAUUCAAAGAAAAUCUUCAAGCAGACUUGGCCUUUCUUCAAUCUUUAACCCUAACCCUGCAGGGCUCUAGACUCUAUACUUAGACACGAAGUUUAUUUUCCUACUACAUAUUAGAAAUAAAGAUAAAUUUACCAUGUAAAAAUAAAAUGCUUUCUACCCCCCCCUCCCACCAAUGUCCUUCCACAAUUCAUUGUCACCAUCUCAUUGGCCAUCAAGUCUAGGCUGGUACAUAAAAUAGGUUCUGGUAUUUAAAAGCUUGAAGCUUUAUAGUCCACUUUCAACAGACAGGAUCCAGAAACAACAGAUUUUAAAUCUCACAUAUAACAUUAACAAAAAUCAAAAACAGUGCUGACAAUAUGCCCAUUCACCCCGACUUUGCAAACUCACACUUUUACCUAGUGACUCUGGUACUAUACUUACUCAGGUAUCUUGAGAUAUACCCAUGGGAAUAUAUCCAUUACCCUGAUAUACCUGAGAAUAUGUUGGCUUAAAUUUCUGAGAAUUUGUCUGUUAACUCCAAAGCUGAGCAUCUGACCAGGAGUGCCCAAAAGGUAGAUACCCAGAUGUUUUAAAACAACACCUUCCAUGAUGCUUUGUCAUUGUAAAGGCAUGCAAAGCAUCAUGGUUGUUGUAGUUCUACAACAUCUGGGAAUCUACCCUUUGGUCUCCUGUGCACUAGAGCAUCAUUGGACAAUGGGCUUCAGAAGCUAAACAUCUUUGGCAGUAAGUAACUAUGAUAUAUACUUAUUUCUACUGUUUUGAUCACCCUAGUAAAUGCUUCAGUAGUGUCAGUGACAGUUCAUAUUUAAACGGUCACUUCAAGUACCAUAAAACUGAAGUAAUUAGACGUUGUCACGAUGCCUGGAGUCUGUAUGUGCAGCAUUCUGCGUGAAACACAAUUAAUUUAGGUUAAAACGGCUUUUAUUUGUGUCAUCGAAAAUGUACAACAGUGCUAUGGGAUAGCAAAAUAGGAGACAUGCAGGUCUUGCAAAAUCGGGAACAGCAAUAUGAUUAUAAAUGAAUGUAAACCUAAACAAUAUUAUCAAUUAGGAGGUAGUAUAGUAUCAGUAUCGGUAAACUCGUCAUGUUACAUGCAUUUAACAUGCAGAUGUCUGCAUCCUAUGGUCGUACAGGAAGGGGUGAGUGUAUCACCUCUGGGUGAGCUAGGUAGUGACUGUAUAGUACGUGGACGAGAUUCGCCUGUUAUCAUAAUGAUUGCAUAUAGCCUAGGAGUAUCUUCUGGCGGGUAGGGGCCACUAUAGCGUCUGUUGUAUAGCUAACCUGAAGAAACACAAUGAAUUUAACCACUUGAGUGUAAUUCUACCUCUGGCAGUGUCAUGAGGCGUAAUCAACCAACCUGAAACCAGAGUUCUGGGCUGGCUAAUGUCAAUAUCAAACCAAAAAAUGGAACUGUACUCAAUCCAUAAAUAAAGCCUUGGUGCAGCCAAUUCUGGGGCUAGCACCAAGGCCCAAGAAGUAGUUUGUAGUCACCGAAGAAAUAAAAAGGUCCAGGCAAUUCAAGGCUUAGAUAGGCAUUUUAUUGAACUACAGUGUCCAGCAGCAACGUUUCGACCCAAGGAAUUUUCCACUUUUUAAUAAGUGACUAAACUGUACUGACUGGCAUUUUCAAGGCUGGAUAUGUUUUUAUAUGUUUUUCCAUCUGUAUAAAGUUCCAUUACCUUGUUACGCAGGUCUUUUGACAGUUGUUUUCUGCUCCCCAUGGCUCAGUGUCUAGCCUGCUCAGUGCAUCCACGUGAGAACUAACAAACUCAAUGACUAUUUAUACACAGACACUAAUUGCAAUUUAAAAAGCCACAGGUGUGGGAAAUAAACCCUUAAUUGCCAUUUUAACCUGUGUGUGUCACUUUGUGUGUCUGUAACAAGGUCAAACAUUCAAAGGUAUGUAAAUGUUUGAUCAGGGCCAUUUGGGUGAUUUCUGUCAUCAUUAUGAUUUCAAAAGGAGCCAAAAAACUGACAAUAAAUGGCUUCAAAUGAUCACUAUCCCACAAUAUUUUUUGGUUUUUUUUUGCAUGAUCAGUCAUAUUUUCUAAAUCAAUGCCAAAAUUUCAAAUUGUUUUGCCAAGGUAUGCAAACUUUUGAGCAUGCAAAUGAAUGAAUAUAUAUAUAUAUAUAUAUAUAUAUAUAUAUAUAUAUAUAUAUAUAUAUAUAUAUAUAUAUAUAUAUAUAUAUAUAUAUAUAUAUAUAUAUAUAUAUACACAUACACAUGCGGUUUCGUGGGCACACUAUGUUCAUAAUAUUAGCAGCACUAUUAAAAAGGCUCUUUCAUGUUUAUCAUGACCAUGUGUCUUAAAUGUAAAAUCCACAAAACUCACAAAAGAGAUCUACAAAACGAUUAAAGUCAAUUCAAAAUGUAUAACAUGCAUGGAAUCAGCAAAUUAAUGUGUGACUUGGUAAAUAUGUGCACAGAAGUUGAAUGGGCCAAAUGCCCUAAAUUUUGGAGGAUAAAAAGUGAAUCUGGCUCCUAUGAGUUUAUGGAGAUUAUACAAUUAUAUUAAUAAUGGAUUACGUCUAUUUUAAAAAAAAAAUUUUUUUGACAGUUUACCAUGAGAUCCUAAAUCUAACGUCACCCCCUAAAUACACCAGGAUAUAUUAUCCUCUGUCAAAGAGGUGAAAUAUAUAAAAAUAAAAGAAUAAUAAUGCUGGUUUAGAACAUCUUCAGUGCUGCAGAAGCUGGAUGGUAAUUCUGCCACUCAUUCAUUGACUGAGAGCAUCAGCUAAACUCUUGUUCUGGGCUGAUCACAAUGCCAGUGGUGGAGUUACACUGUUGGCAUCAUAAGGAGUUACACUCCUUAUGUGCUGUGUUUCAUUGUGAAACGCUGCACAUACAGACUCCAGGCAUUACUACUUCAAAUCACUGAAAUGGUCGUUUGCUUGGAAUAACCCUUUGAACUUACAGUGCACAGUAACAAUUAUUAUAUGCACCAGCUGAACCAUUCAUUCCGCCAUCUUGCUCUUGAUAAUUCACACAUAGAUUAAAACCUAAUCCUAGUUUAGACAGGGUUUAGAGAAGGAAUUACAUGAAGGCAAGUGGAAAUGGGUAGUUGUUUCAGCCAUGUUAUUUGGCUGUGCUCCAAGGAACAUGUAUAUUGUUAAACCUCAGGCUAGAUGUUAACUCUACAAUAGAAAGAAAUACAUAAUGAAUAAUAGUAAAGACAUAAUAAACCAACCUGUCUUUAAAGAAGCCUUUGUAGUAUGAUACAAGAAUUUACUAUAAAUUAAAGGAUACAUGUCAUGUAAAAGGCUAAAUAGACAUACCGUAUUUAUCGGCGUAUAACACGCACCGGCGUAUAACACGCACCUCAUUUUAAGAAGGAAAUUUCAGGGAAAAAAAACUUAAAGGACCACUAUAGUGCCAGGAAAACGAGUAUGUUUUCCUGGCACUAUAGUGGUCCUUUAAGUUUUUCCCCCUGAAAUUUCCUUCUUAAAAUGAGGUGCGUGUUAUACACCCUCAGGGACCCCCUCCCGCCGGGCUCUGGAGAGAGGAAGGGGUUAAACACUUACCUUUCUCCAGCGCCGGGCGGGGAGCUGUACUCCUUGCUCGCGACGUCAUCGGCUGAAUGCACACGCGCGGCAGGAGCCGCGCGCAUUCAGCCGGUCACAUAGGAAAGCAUUUACAAUGCUUUCCUAUGGACGCUUGCGUGCUCUCACUGUGAUUUUCACAGUGAGAAGCACGCAAGCGCCUUUAGCGGCUGUCAAUGAGACAGCCACUAGAGGCUCUGGAGGCUGGUUAAACCUCAGUAUAAACAUAGCAGUUUCUCUGAAACUGCUAUGUUUAUAAAAAAAAAGGUUAAUCCUAGAGGGACCUGGCACCCAGACCACUUCAUUAAGCUGAAGUGGUCUGGGUGCCUAGAGUGGUCCUUUAAAUUUCAAAUAAAGAACUUCUUACCCCCCUUUCUUACUCCCCCCUCUUCUUACUUCCCCUUCCCCCUCUUACCCCCUUCUUACUCCCCCUCCUCUUACCCCCCUUUCUUACUCCCCUCCUCUACUCUUCUUACCCAAUUCUCCCCUCUACCCCUUUCUACUUCCCCUCUUCUACCCCCUCCCCUCUUGUUACCCUCCCUUCUUCUACUUCCUCCCCUCUACCCCUUCUACUUCCCCUCUUCUACCCUCCUCUUUGUUAGCCCCCUCCUCUUGUUAGCCCCCUCCCUCUUCUUAACCCUCCUCACCCUCCCCUUCUCUUUCCUCCCCUCACCCUCCCUCUACCCCUCCCCUCUUCUUACUUUUCUCGCUUGCAGUCCGGCAGCCGCGAUAGAGGUGUGACGCCAGUGUGUAUCACCGGUAGUCAGAAACUUCCUGUUCCGCUGAACAGGAGUUUUGCAGCUUUCUGUACUCAAGCCGAUUGACAGGAAGGUGCAUUACUGAGCGUACCUUCCUAUCACUCCGGCCGGCCACCGCGGACUGCAGAGCGGCUCGGCCAAGCUACAGGGGAGGUGAGUACUAAAUGCAGCCGCCUGAGCGCUCUUGACAGAGUGCUCAGGCGGCUGCAGAAUUUAAAGGGCCGGCGUAUAAAACGCACCCACGAUUUCUCCCCUAUUUUCAGGGAGAAAAAGUGCGUGUUAUACGCCGAUAAAUACGGUAGUUAAAUCAGGUCACUCAUUUAACUUAUUUUGUUGCGUUUCUUUUAGCUCCUUCAAUCCCCACAGGCAGGGCAAAAUGUAGCAAUAUAGCCAUUUCUAAGUCAGAAAAUAUCCAUUCUCAAUUCUUGACACUAUAGUCACCAGAACAACUUUAGCUUAAUAAAGCAGUGUUGGUGUAUAGAUCAUACCCCUAAAGUCUCACUGCUCAAUUAUCUGCCAUGUAUGAGCUAAAUUCUUUGUGUAUGCAGCCUUAGUGACACCUCCCUGCAUUAAUGCCUUAAGGAUUAAUGAUGGAAUAAUUCCAUCAUGAAAACACUAUACCAUUUGAACAGGAAAUAUCAAAACGGAAUGCCCCACUCAUUUAAAGUCAGCAAGACUAUAUACAAUUGCUAAUACUAACUAAGCAGAACAUAGUUCAUUGCUCAACAUAAUGACUUAGGGAAUUUACGGACCAGACCAGUGGCGUACAUGCCGGGGUCGUGGCUGCGACCGAGCCCAGCCCACCCAGUAUGUACGCCAGUAUGGCUGGCCCUGGUGUCACCUGGCUGGCGGGCACGUGAGGGAGCACUCUCCCCUGAGCGCUCUCUGCCCAGCUCCUUCACGCGCCGCUUACUGAUGCCGGAGCCGGAAUAUGACAUUGCGAGCCCCCAAAGAGAGCGAGCCAGCCAGCCCGGUGACCAGUCGCCCAGCAACACCACUGGACCCCAGGGAAUCCCCUCAGCUCUCCCAAAGGUAAGGAGGCUGGAGGAUUAAAUAUUAAAGAAACGUGUGUGUUAGUGUUAGAGUGUGUGUGUCUGCUAGUAAGUAUGUUAGUUUUUGUGUGUCUGUUAUUGAGUGUGUGUCUGCUAGUGAGUGUCAGUGUGUUUGUGUUAGUUUGUGUGUCAGUGAGUGUGUGUGUCUGUUACUGAGUGUGUUAGUUUGUGUGUGUCUGUUUGAUGUAUGUUAGUGAGUGUGUGUUUGUCAGUGAGAGUGUAUGUUUUGUAAGUGAGUGUGUCUGUCUGUCAGUGAGUGUGUAUGCAUGUAUGUCGCUGAGUGUGUCUGUCAGUAAAUGACCCCUGCGACCAGGUGCCCGCCACCAUGUGUUCUGGCCCACAGAGAGUAAGCUCGGAGGGCGGGGGGGCACGGAUGAAUUUUCGCACCGGGGCCGCCACUGGGCCAGACAUUGAUUAAAGUAUAACAUAUCAAUCGUGUUUAAGAGGUCAAGUAAGGCUUGUUUACCUUUUACCCAGAACUCACAGCACCUAACCCUGCAGGAUCUGCCCUAAGCAGAGUCUGGGCCCCAUACAGCAUUGAAACAGCUACACCCAGAACUCACAAUACCUUACCCUGCAGGAUCUGCCCUAAGCAGAGUCUGGGCCCCAUACAGCAUUGAAACAGCUACACCCAGAACUCACAAUACCUUACCCUGCAGGAUCUGCCCUAAGCAGUGGUAGCAUUUCUGGAUGAUCAUUUCCUACCCACCCUUCCCCACAACCCACCCUCCCCAUGGUACUCAUUACAUUUAUAGAUAGCUUAAAUUACCUGGCUUUCCUGACAAACCAAUCAUGUCCACCAAGCUCUCCACACCUAAAAUAGCUUAACUCACACAAUGAAUACCUUUUAACCCUUAACCCUCCUAACCUCACCUAUGAUUUUCACAGCUCAAUUUUCCACAUAUUAAAACACAGCACCUACUCUCCUAAUAAUGUUCUCACUUUUAUUUUUCACUUUCUCCCUCACUUCCCUCAUUAUUAAAAUAUCUCUAUUGUUUUACUUACCUGUUCCUUCUGACACCAUCUUCAUUGCUCCCUCUCUACUUCCCUCAUCUCUGUAUUCAUCACAUGCACUUUGCUCUUAUUUUUCCAGCCUUUCUCCACAAACCUAAAUACAAGCUCUCAUCCCAAACAUUUAAAUUUUACUCUCACCUUCUCUUCCUUUCCAUCCUACUGCUCCUGGCAGCUGAUGAUGUCUCUCCAAACCCUGAUCCCUCCUCUAAUGAGAAAAUACGACAAUCUCAUAUCUAUUCUAUGUAGCUCUCACUAUAAUUCCUCCUUUAAAGCUGCCCUCUGGAAUGCACGCUCUGUGUGCAGCACCAUUAAAUCAACUUCCAUCCAUGAACUAUUUAUCUCACACUCCCUAAACCUACUCGGAAAACAUGGCUCUCUCCCUCUGAUACUACUACCCCUGCCUCACUAUCCUUUGGUGGUCUUCACUUUACCCACAACCCAAGACAGGCUGAGAGUAAAGGUGGCGGUGUAAGAUUUCUGCUUUCACCCCACUGCUCCUUUAAACUCUGCCCACACACCCCCUUCCGUCUCUUUCCCAUCAUUUAAAAUUCAUUCGAUUUGCCUUUUCAAACCCUUCUCUGCUAACAUUGCCGUUAUUUAUCUCCACCCUGGUUACCCUCUCCUCUUCCUUGACCACUUUGAUGCCUGGCUAACCUGCUUCCUCUCUUCUAAUAUUCCAUCCCUAAUUCUCUAGGACUUUAAUAUUCUCAUUAACCCACCUUUGACCUCAGCAACCUCUAAACAACUUUCAAUUACUUUCUCCCUUGGGCUAUCGCUGUGGGCUAAUUCUCCCAAGCAUGUAGCGGGCAAUACCCUCAACCUCAUUUUCUCUUAUCUAUGUACAGUAUCUAAUAUCUGCAACACUCAAUUUCCUCUCUCUGAUCACCACCUUUAUCAUUUGCUCUCGAGUACCCCCUCACCCAACAACCUCAGCCUAACCCCCCUCAACUCAGGAGGAACCUUAAUUCUAUUGACCUCCAGCAGCUGUCCGCUGAUAUUCAUUCACAACUGCUAUCAAUCCCUUCCCUCUCCUGUCCCUCACUGGCCAUUUCCACAUAUAACACUACCUUCACAUCUGCCUUGAACGCUGCAGCCCCAAAGGGUCCACAUUUCAUUCAUAGUCCUAUUUUGGACAAUAUCAGCAAAGGCCCUUAUUUCAUAUUUUUGGACAAGCUUUUCAAAUGAUGUAAUAUUUUUUUGUUAAACUAAAUUUUUAUAUGAAAAUAAAUAAUAUAUCAAAUAUAUAUCAAAAUGUUUUUCAAGAAAAUAAAUCAUUUAAAGACCACUUUAAGAUUUCUUUACAUUACUGUUCUAUUUAAUUGGUGUGAUGGAAAAAACAUUUCUGUGGAAAUGUUCAAAAGAACCUUUACUCAAAUUUCUUACAUAUGGAACACAAUUAAGGUUUAGCUUUAUUCUUAUUUAUUUAUUUGCUCAAAUGCAUUAAAGUCAGAUGGGUCAACAGCAUCAUAUAUAAAAUACAUACCUCCCAACAUUGGGGAGUAUGAGCUUUGGAAAGGAGUGGUUGAACCCAAAGGGAAGAAAGUAGAGAAAGGCAUUAAUUAAAAGCAGAUAAGGGUGUCUAUAUUCAAAAAAGGUUCAAAAUUUCAACCCCGAAAUUACAAAUAUGAGCUUAAAAAUGUUACUCCAACCAAAGAGCUGUGUUUUAACAAAAUAUUGUUUUUAGACACUGUAACCUUACGUGCAUACCCCCCUAAAAUAAAUAAAUAAGAGUAGAGCUAAACCUUCAUUGUGUUCCAUAUCUCAGAAUUUUGAGUAAAGGUUUUUUGGAACAUCUCCACAGAAAGGAGACGAAACGUACGUGUGGCAAUUUCCUUGUUGUGCUUCUCAUGAAGAUAUCAUCAUUGACGCCCUCACUUCCUCUGUGAGCAAGCACUCAAAACAAAUGGAGAACAAAAUGGAAGGAAACUAAAGAGAUGUGAGUUCUGAUUUGAAAUGCCGCUGGUAUGUUCUGUUAGCCCCUAAAGCACUUCAUCAAACUAAAGUAAAUUAGAGUGUUCUUUUAAUCUCCAUGUUCUUGACCUUGAUUUUUUUUCAAUACUUUAAUAUUAUAAUUAAUGGGUAAUUCUCAAUUACUAUACAAAGCAAUGUGUCUAGUUUGUAGUCUGCAUUUUAUCUACAUUGAGCACUUUCAGUCCAUGAAUGGCUCACUGUGUAUUGCGGUCUGUAAUAUCUUGCAGGAGAUCGUAUGUUAGAGAAUAUUCCAUCUUGAGUGCUUUUAUUUCGUUUGACUAAUGACUACUAAUGUAAGUAUUUCUUUCCAAUCAAAAUAUACUGUGCAAUACAACUGAGUACAAAAUUAAUUGAUCAAGACAGAGCCAAAACUUCAAAUAAUUCUGUAUUAAUGUUUACUUUAUUAGUAUGGCUCAGGACAAGAAUAAUACGCCAUCAACAGUAAUCAACAGUGUUCAUUGCACAGAUGAAUGGCUGUCAUUUAAUCUCGUUAAUACCAGCUGCUUGUAGCAUGCAUUAGAGAUACAUUCUAUAGUUUGGUGUUAUUCUUAUUACAUCUGAUACGUUGCAGGUCUAUAAAGUAGUUAAAAUCACCCCCACAUUUUUGACAUGUUUCUAAUUGAUGGACUAUAGAUUUUUCUAUGAUUAAUUGGAAACAAUUGAAAUCAGCUGGUCCUUUGAUAGGUCUAUCCACUAAACAGUGAGGGUUUGUUUCUAGUGUUGUCGCUAAAUGUGGUUGUCACUAACCUUAGCUUUCUUUCCCAAGAACAAAAGCUUACUAUUAGUGAUAGGGAAUUACUGGAUGAUUAUAAAGGGAGCCAUUAUUCACUAUUUGCUGACUGAUUUACAACCAUGUCGCUAAAGCUACCAUAGAGUAUAAAGGGAGUCAUUAAUCAUUACUUACUGACUGGUUUUCAAACUUGUCGCUAACGCUUACAUUUUAACACCUGUCUCUGCCUGGUGGAAAGACACAAAAAUAUGAUUUACAGUUGCAUAAGCCCCAUGUAUUCUAUAUCACAUAAAAUUACAUUAACCCCUUAAGGACUGGACUGUUUUUGCGAUGUUGUACAUUUGCGACCAGGCAUAUUUUUACACUUUUGUGGUGUUUGUGUUUGGCUGUAAUUUUCCGCUCUCUCAUUUACUGUUCCCAUACAAAUUAUAUAUUGUUUUUUUCAGGACAAAAGGGGCUUUCUUUACAUACCAUUAUUUAUAUAAUCCCAUGUAUUUUAAUUUAAAGAAAAUAUGAUGAAGAAUUUUAAAAAAUACAUGCUUUUUUGACUUUUACUUGAAAAAUCUUUUACUCAUCUACAAAAGCGAAUGAAAAAAACUGCUAAAAAGAUUCAAAAUUUUGUCCUGAGUUUAAAAAUACCCAGUGUUUACGUGCUUUUUUCUUUUUUUUUUGCAUGUUAUAGGUCUAUAGGUACAAGUAGGAUAUUGCGGUUUCAAAACAUACAUUUUUAAAAUGUAUCAAUAGUGACAUUGUAACACUAUUAUCUGUCAUAAAUCUCUGAAUAACACCACACAUGUACAUAUUUUUUUUAAAGUAGACAACCCAGGGUAUUCAAUAUGGGGUAUGUCCAGUCUUUUUUAGUAGCCACUUAGUCGAAAACACUGGCCAAAGUAAGCAUUCAUAUUUGUUUGUGUGUGAAAAAAGUAAAAAAACUAAAUUGAACACUAAUUUUGGCCAGUGUUUGUGACCAAGUGGUUACUAAAAAAGACUGGACAUACCCCAUUUGCAAUACCUUGGGUUGUCUUCUUUUGCAAAUGGUAUGCCAUCAUGGGGGUAAUUCUCAGUCCUAGGCUACCAUAUGCUCUCAAAGGCAACGUAACCAACCUGGCCAUUUUCAAUGUAAAAAUAUUUGACCCAUAUAUUUGACCCUGUAAUUUUCAAAAAUGCUAUAAAACCUGUACAUGGGGGGUACUGUUUUACUCGUGAGACAUCGCUGAACACAAAUAUUAGUGUUUAAAAACUGGAAAACGUAUCACAACAAUUAUAUCAUCAGUAAAAGUGCUGUUUGUGUGUGAAAAAUGCAAAAAGUCACUUUCACUGACAAUAUCAUCGCUGUGAUAUGUUUUACUGUUUUGAAUCACUAAUAUUUGUGUUCAGCGAAGUCUCCCGAGUAAAACAGUACCCCCCAUGUACAGGUUUUAGGGUGUCGUAGAACGUUACAGGGUAAAAUACAGUGCUAGCAAAUUAAAUUCUCUGGACUUUCGGCCUGGGUUGGCAGGCAGGUCCCUCAAAUUGCAAUCAAUAAAAUUACUUAAUUAUGUAAAAAUAUUACAUAAAUACGCACGUAGAAUUUAAAUAUAUAUGCAUAUUUAUAUAUUUGAAAUCUACGUGCAUAUUUAUAUAAUUGUUUAUGUAAUUUUGUAUAUGGACAUAUGUAUAUUUUGUAUUAUUUUUAUUUAUUUAUAUAUAUACAUAGAUAUAUAUACAAAUUCAUUCUAAGUGUAUUUUGAUAUAAAUAUAUAUAUUAAUUUUAAAAUACAGUUAGAAUAAAAUUUCAUUUAGAUAUAUCAUUUUUUUCAAUUUUUAUUAUUAUUUAAAAAAAAAUAAUUUAAUUUAAAUUACUUAUUAUUUAUAUUUUAUAAUAUAUAUAUAUAUAUAUAUACAAUAUAUAUAGUUAUUAUAUAUAUUAUAUAUAUAUACAUGUGUAAUUUAAUUAUAAGUGUAUUUUUAUAUUAAAAAUAUAUAAAAAUACACUUAGUAUGACGUUAUAUAUAUGAUAUAUAAUUUUUUUUAUUUUUAAUUAACAUUAACUUUUUUUUUUUCUUUUUUUUUUACACUAGCAGGGAGACUGCCUGUCAGCACAGACAGUCCCCCUCUAGGCAGACACAUGGACACCUAUUGUGACCAUGUGAUCGCUGUGUUAAGCGAUCACAUGGCCCCAGGGGUCCUAAUCCAGUGUGGGGAGACUGUCUUGGCUGCAGGCAGUCUCCCCACACCGGGAGCCACGCUGAUCGCCGCCAGGGGAACGACGGCGAUCAGGUAAGUAACUAGGACCGUUAGGACGGUUCAGGACCGUCAUUGGUCGGCAAGGCAAAAAUGCCGAUGACGGUCCUGAACCGUCCUCGGUCCUUAAGGGGUUAAAUCUCCAAGAGCUUAUUAGAUGAUCAGACCAAAUAAAACUGCAAUAGAACAUGUCAAACCAUAAUGAACAAUAUUGAAGCAUAUCAGACCAUGUUAAACCAUAUCAAAGUAAAUGUAUUGAACAGCAGUUGAAAUAAUGGAAAAGGCUAGAUAGAUAAGUUAAGAAAAAAAGUAUUCUUUAUAUAAGUAAAGUGCAUGUUUCAUCUUCAGCUUAAAAAUUUUUACCCACAGGAACAUCACACUGAUAUGUAGCAGACAUAGUACAGAAUCAAACAUAUACAAUUAAACCCUGCGCUUAAACUCCCACUACUCCUGGGCAGCAGCAAUGACAAUAGUAUACAUCUGCCCCAAUACAUACAAUAAAAAACAAAGAAAAGAGAUAUGUGCACACUACCCCAAACCCUUAUGCACCCCAAAUCCCUAUGCACAUUUAAAUAACUGAAAGGUUUUUAGUAUCACUCCAGUGGCCACUUGAGUAUAAGUCGUCAAGGCAAAACCUGUUACAUGAGUACAAAAUCACACUUCAAUACAUAUAACAUACAUGUCCAAAAACUUGUACACCAACAGUUAGGUGGAAAUAAAGCAUAUCGGACAGUAAUAUUGAUUAAUCAAAAUUCUACUUUUAAUCAUAACAAUUCAUGUCUCAAGAGAAAAAAUGUAUUUUAAAUAAAUUUUUUUCAUCAUAUUUAACACAGCAUCGAAAUAAACAUCAACAUAUAUAAGCAUCUUUUAUAUAUGAUGCUUUCAUCACCAAAUAGAGUUUAUUAGUUUGUAACAGAGAGCAAAAGGCAGCUCAUAUGAUGUAAAUUAAAAUCAACUGAUUGUUGCUGUAAGAUACAGUAGAUAAGGCCUCAGCAACCUACUACACAAGUUUCCUUUGCACGGCAUGUAAGGAUGCCAGACCCAAACAGGCUGGGGAGAACUGAACAUCUCAAAUCACUUUCUCCCAGUGUUUGUGAAGUGCUUUGCACUUGACCUCACCCUGUAACUGACCAGCUCGGUCCCAACUGGAUCCAUACAGCCAGACAUACACACUCACACAGAUGCAGAGGAAACAUCCCCUAUAGGCAAAUACUACAAACAGCCCAUUCUCAAACACAUUUACAGAUUCAUAAGCAGCCCCCACAACCCCACUGACAGUCCACAUACACUCACACAAACCCACAGGCAGCCUCCUAUACUCAAUACCCCUCCUAUACUCAAUACACACAACACCCCACACACAAUUCCACAAGCAUCACCCCAUACACACACCACAUUCACACACAAAACAUGAUACACAGCCCACAUUCAUAUGGAGCACACAGUACAACAAACAGGGCUGGACUGGGACAGAAAUUCAGCCCGGGCAAAUAAAGACAGAGCAGCCCACUAUGAGGGGCGGAGCCAGACAGGAGGCGUGUUUGUUAGUGUGAUGCCCUAGUAAAUGUCCUGGAUUUUUAUUUUGUUCAGCGUGAACACGCGCUGCCUUUGCUAGUGAUUUGUCUCUGGUGUCCUCCAUAGUGGGAUACCAGAGAACAAAUGUGGAACAGGACUGUAAAAGUGUGUUGUUUGUAUGCGUGGAUGCUCCCUGUGGUGUUGUAUGUGUCUGGAGAUUGUUUGUGCGAUUGCAUGUGUGUAUAGGAGACUAUUUGUGUUGUAGUUUAUGUGUAAAGGGGUCUGUUUGUGGCGUACUAUGUGUGACUAGGGGCUGUAGUGUGUUCCUGGACUGUAAAGUGUGUGCAUAUUUAUAGGGCGUGUAGAGUGUGUAGGACUAGAAGGUGUUGUGUAUGCGCAUGUGAGGACUUUACUGUGUGUAGCUAGGGGAUGCAGGGGGUUGCAUUGUGUGUAUCUUGGAGCUUUAGUGUGCGUAUGCUUAUAGGGGUUGUAGUGCAGAUGUGUGUAUAGUUGCGGCAAUGAAUGUAUGUAUAGGGGUUUAGGGUGUGUGUAUAGGGGUAUAGUAUGUGCAUAGGUGGAGUAGUGUGUGUGUGUGUAUAGGGGGUGUAGAGUGUGCACAGGGCUAUAGAAUGUAUUUAUAGUGUGUGUACAGAGUGUGUGCAUAGGGGUGUGGUGUGUGUGUACAAGGGAUAUCGCGUGUGUGAGUGCAAGGAGUGUAGUGUAUGUUUAGGGGGUAUAGAGUUUGUGUACUGUGUGUAUAUAAGGGGUAUAGAGUGUGUAGUGUGUGUGUAUAUAACGGGGUGUAGUGUGUGUGUAUAUAAGGGGGUGUAGUGAGUGUAUAUAAGGGGGUGUAAGGAAAUCAAGUAUAGCUGAACCGCUUUGAUAAUUCCUCCUGCAAUGCCAGCGUCUAGGGUAGAUCCAAGCAAUGAAGUCCAUAAGAAAUAUAACAGCUUCCCAAGAUAAUCCCCUUGGUAAAGCAUACGAAUUCCCAAAUAACAGUCAGAGUCCAGAAUCAGGAUACAAGUAGAUCUGAGGUCUGGAAUCUCCAGCCUGCUUUUUAUUUGGGUUACAGACAAAAAAAUACACACCCAGGGGGAGGCAUUAAAUCACCAAUCAGGUACAGGUUACAGCCCCUACCUCCCUCCCCUCUGAUAAACAGUUAACUUCAUUAAAACGUGCACUAUUUUACCCCAGUUCUGGAUGUACCCCAAAAACAGGGGGUACACCUUUAAAUUGGGCACCGCUGGAUAGUGCUCACUUGUGGGGACAAUAUGUCAAAAAAUCAGUCCAUUCGGAUGAAUGGUUCGGGAGUUAUGGAGCACUAAAGUUUUGACCGACCGCACGGAUCAUCUAGCCGAAAAUAGUUCCAUAAGUUUUGGCCCUGCGGUCGGUCUCCGUUUAGGCGAAUAAAAAAGACGAAAGUCCUGCCAUCCGUUCGCAUCUUCGUGGUCGUUGAAAUCCCCAUACGAAGUUGCAUGUAACUACCGAACGGCCGGUGAUUCGGUUUUUCCCGUGCGAAGUUCUGGAUGUAUGGAGGUCUCAGCGGUGUUUGCCUGUUUGCGUAUCCGAUUUUAGUUCCACGCGUUGACGGGCAAACACCGCUGUUCGCACGUAAAAUGGCCGCGACCACGUGUAAAGUGCCGAAAUGGCGGCCACCUAGAUUUUACACGGGGAAUUCGCCUGAAUCCAUCCGAAGGGUAGAAAUUAUAGCUAUAUGCCGAAUUCCAGCUGAAUUGGGUGAAUUAACUGUGCAACAAAGGUAGAAAUCCUGAUGAACGGAGUCAUUUCUUCACACUGCUCCCCUAUAAGUCCAUAGGUCGGCAUACCCGCCUAGACCCUGUCGGGUUGGCUUGGGGAUGUCCGAUGAAAGUAUGUUUUUAGGUGUCCAGUUCGGUCUGGCGGGACAGUCCAUCCGCAUUCCCAUUUUGUUUACCCGGACGGUACUGCAUGGUAAAAUUGUAUGGUUGGAGAGCUAGGCUCCACCGGAGUAGCCUGGGGUUGUCACCAGCUACCCGGUUGAGCCAUACCAGGGGGUUGUGGUCGGUCAUAAGGGUAAACGCUCGCCCAUACAGAUAGGGCUGAAGUUUCUUGAGGGCCCACACGAGGGCCAAGCACUCUUUUUCUAGGGUGGCAUAGCUGACUUCUCGGGGCAAAAGUUUACGGCUGAGGUAUGCCACCGGGUGUUCCAUGCCAUCCGCCCCCACCUGGCUUAGUACGGCUCCCAGCCCAAACAUGGAGGCAUCUGUGUGUACAAGAAAUUGUUUAGUGUAAUCGGGUGCUGCUAACACAGGGGCCUCACUCAAUGCCGCUUUGAGCUUCUGGAAAGCGUCCGUGCACUCUGGGGUCCAGGAGACCUGUUUGGGAAGAGCCUUUUUGGUAAGGUCCGUGAGGGGCUUGGCCAGGGCGCUAUAUUCUGGGACGAACUUUCUAUAAUACCCGGCCGUCCCUAAGAAAGCCAGUACCUGGGUUUUGGUCCGAGGUUGGGGCCAGUUAGCUAUGGCUUCUACCUUAGCGGGCUCUGGGCGUUGUCUACCGGAGCCGACACGGUGGCCUAGAUACUGGACCUCGGCUAGGCCUACGUGACACUUGUCGGGUUUCAAAGUGAGCCCGGCGAGGUGGAUUCGUUCGAGUACCCUGGACACAUGACCCAGAUGGUCUCCCCAUGUGCGGCUAUAGAUGGCAAUAUCAUCUAGAUACGCACAUGCGAAGUCCUGCAACCCCUCCAGGAGCCUAUCCGCCAUCCGCUGAAACGUAGCCGGGGCGUUCUUCAUCCCAAAGGGCAUAACCUUGAAUUGGUAUAGCCCAAACGGGGUGACGAACGCCGACUUGGGGAUGGCCGCAGGCUCCAGGGGGAUCUGCCAAUAACCCUUGCACAGGUCCAGGGUAGUCAAGUAGUUCCCCCCCGCCAUACGAUCUAAGAGCUCAUCUAUUCUAGGCAUGGGGUAGGCAUCGGUUAUGGUACGGUCGUUAAGCCUCCGGUAAUCUACACAGAAGCACGUAGUGCCAUCGCGCUUCGGUACUAGUACCACCGGGGAGGCCCAAGGACUUUGGGAGGGUUCUAUUACCCCUAGCCGUAACAUAUCCCUUAACUCGGUGAGCAUACUCUCACGUACUGCUUCCGGGAUCCGAUAUGGCUGUUGCCGUAGGGGCAUCUCUCCCUGGGUUUCCACACGGUGUACCGCAGCGGAGGUAUAGCCGGGGGUAGCGGAAAACAUCUCUCGGUAUCCCUGCAGCAGAUGGGUAGCCUCACCUUUCUCCAGGAGGUCUAAAUUUUGCCCCAAGCUUACUUGGUCAAUAGUACAGGGGGUGGUCCCCAGUAAGUCAGGCAGGGGAAGCCCUUCACUAUCCUCUGUGGCGGGGGCGCACACGGCGCCCACCUCCUCUGUCCUUUCAAAAUAUGGUUUGAGCAUGUUCACAUGGAAGGCUUUGGUCAGCCUUUCAUCUGAGCAUUUGCUCACGAUGUAGGUAGUCUCGCUAACCUGUUCCACUACCUUAAAGGGUCCCUGCCAGGCUGCUUGUCCUUUUUAACGGGCCUCAGAGCCAGUACCUUCUGCCCUAAGUCCAGCACUCUAUCCUGGGCCCUCCUAUCGUACCACUUUUUCUGGUCCUCCUGGGCCGCCUGCAGGUUCUCCCAGACCCGAUUCGGUGAGGGCCCGCAGACGGUCCCGGAACUCCAGGACAUACUGGACGAUAGGGACUCCCCCCUCAUCUGUAUUGCCCUCCCAGUGUUCCCGUACGAGCUCCAGUGGGCCCCGAACUUUUCUCCCGUACAGGAGUUCGAAGGGGGAAAACCCAGUGGAGGCCUGGGGCACCUCACGGUAGGCAAACAGAAGGUGGGGAAGGAAUUUUUCCUAAUUCUUGUGGGACUCUGUAAAAGUUUUUAGCAUCUGUUUUAGAGUGCCAUUGAAACGUUCACAGAGCCCGUUAGUCUGGGGAUGAUACGGGGCGCUGAACAGGGGCUGCACUCCACAGCUCUGCCACAGUUGUUGCGUCAGGGUAGCUGUGAACUGCGUCCCCCGAUCGGAGAGUAUCUUCUGCGGGAAACCUACUCGGGUGAAUAUCUGAAUAAGGGCCUCUGCCACGGUCUCGGCCUCUAUAUUGGUGAGGGCGACUGCCUCCGGGUAUCUAGUGGCGUAGUCGACCACCGUUAGGAUAAACUUUUUGCCCGACGGGCUGGGGCGACUGAGGGGUCCUAUUAAAUCCACCGCUACUCGGUGGAAGGGCUGUUCGAUGAUGGGUAGGGGGUGAAGCUUAGCCUUCCGAAGGUCUCCCCUUUUUCCUACCCUUUGGCAUACAUCACAUGUCCUACAAUAGUACUUUAGGUCCUGGGUGGCUCUGGGCCAGAAGAAGGUUUGAGUUAACCUGUCUCUGGUCUUUUUGACCCCUAAAUGUCCUGCUAGGGGAAUGUCAUGACUGAGUUUUAACAACUCAGCCCGAAAUUUACGGGGCACAACUAACUGUCUUUUAUGACCUGGGUAGCCCCCUGUCCCACCCCCUCGGUUACCCUAUAUAGCAACCCCUUAUACCACUCAAAUUUUUCGUGCGGGUUGUUCUCGGGGGUAGCGGCCGCGGCCUUCCUAUAGCCUUCUAAUGUGGGGUCAGUACGCUGUUCCUGUUCAAACCCCUGGGGGGUAUCCCAGAAGGGUACGGGGGGAUCGGGUAAAGGGGGUAUUUCGACUCUUACCUGGUUCUCCUCAGAGUGCAGCGGAGCUUCCAGUCUGGCUUGAGCUCGGGUGGUAACCGGGUAGGCCUCGGCAGGGGGGUCUCGGGCUAGUUGGGAGGUUAGGCAUCCCACAUCAUUUCCCAACAAAACCUCGGCGGGCAGUUCUUGCAUAAUCCCCACCUCCAGUUGUUUAGACCCGGAACCCCAAUCAACAAACAUAUUAGCGGUGGGCAGUUUGUGAAUAGCGCCCCCAGCCACCCUUACAGCGACUGUGCGUCCGGUGCGAGCUUGUGCUCUGACCGUGUGGGGCUGUACCACAGUCAAAGUAGCCCCAGAGUCUCUCAGCGCCCGGGCCCCCACGCCAUCGACGGUAAUCCAUUGGCGGUGGUGGUCCCGGUUGUCCCCCCAGCUUGUACUGGAUUGACCUCAUGUAAUACGCUCCACUGUUCUUCGUGGUUAAGGGCAGGGCCUGUGUGUUCCUGUUGCACACAGUGAGCAGCUGCCCUGGGUUGUUGUGGGGCUGGCCGUUCCCAGCUUCCCCGGUUUAAGCGAGGGCACUGAUGCUUGUAAUGUCCUGGUUGCUUGCAGUAGUGACACACUGCAGGAGGUCGAGGUGUGUUUGCUGGGUUCGGUAGGGGGUUACCUAUGGCAGGUCUAGGUGGAGCCGGGUUUGUUGGAGCUGUGUACUGAGGCUUAAAUGGUGGUCUGCUCGCCCCUGGCUCCUUCCUCCUGUUAUCCUGGUACUCGUCCGCUAGCCUAGCGGCCUCCUCCACGGUUUUUGGUUUCCUAUCUUUUACCCAGUCUUUUAUGUCCUCUGCAGUAUGAUUAAAAAAUUGCUCCAGUAUCACUAGUUGCAAAGCUUCUUCUAGGGUGGUUGCCUGGCAGCCCUUCAUCCAAUUGCGGGCUGCCCGCUGCAGGCGAAAAGCCCAUUCCGUAUGGGAAUCUCUCCCAGUCUUUCUCAGGUCUCUAAACUUUUUCCGGUAUGCCUCCGGAGUUACCGCAUAUCUGGCCAACAAAAUGUCUUUUAUUUUCUCAUAAUUAUGUAUGUCCCCCUCAGGUACUGCUCGCAGCGCCUCGGCUGCUCUACCUGACAAUUUACUGCUGACGACUGCAGCCCAUUUGGUGGAGUCUAAUCCCUCCAGUGCACACUGACGUUCAAAGUCUUGCAAGUAACUGUCAAUUUCCAUUUCAUUGUCAACAAAUGAUUUAAACGCUGCAUAAUUUACCUUCUUUGGUAUUUCCCCAAUACUUCUCGGGGGGUGUAGCAAAUCCCCCUGUGACGCUCUGUCCCGGUCAUCUCGCUCUUUUUGCGCUUGUCUGGCUUGUGCUACGACCUGCAGUAUCGCCUCUGAGGAUGGAUUGGGUCCCAAUAAACUGAGUGUCCAUCGGAUGUCCUUUUGCAUCACGGUUUCUUCCUCUUGGUCCAUCUCUAUAUUACUGGUAUUAUCGCUCUGCAUUAACUCCGCAAUUAUCGUGGCUUUUGUUUUGUUACUUGCCACUCUGCCUCGAGCUUCCAGUAAGUCCUUUAGCGUGGUUCUUUUAAGUAGCUGGUACUGCUGAGCCAUUCAUUCCUUUGCUUGUUUUGAAAUGUCCAUUUGGGAUUCGAAUCCCUCCGCUUGCCACCAGUUGUAAGGAAAUCAAGUAUAGCUGAACCGCUUUGAUAAUUCCUCCUGCAAUGCCAGCGUCUAGGGUAGUUCCAAGCAAUGAAGUCCAUAAGAAAUAUAACAGCUUCCCAAGAUAAUCCCCUUGGUAAAGCAUACGAAUUCCCAAAUAACAGUCAGAGUCCAGAAUCAGGAUACAAGUAGAUCUGAGGUCUGGAAUCUCCAGCCUGCUUUUUAUUAGGGUUACAGACAAAAAAAAUACACACCCAGGGGGAGGCAUUAAAUCACCAAUCAGGUACAGGUUACAGCCCCUACCUCCCUCCCCUCUGAUAAACAGUUAACUUCAUUAAAACGUGCACUAUUUUACCCCAGUUCUAGAUGUACCCCAAAAACAGGGGGUACACCUUUAAAUUGGGCACCGCUGGAUAGUGCUCACUUGUGGGGACAAUAUGUCAAAAAAUCAGUCCAUUCGGAUGAAUGGUUCGGGAGUUAUGGAGCACUAAAGUUUUGGCGAAUAAAAAAGACGAAAGUCCUGCCAUCCGUUCGCAUCUUCGUGGUCGUUGAAAUCCCCAUACGAAGUUGCAUGUAACUACCGAACGGCCGGUGAUUCGGUUUUUCCCGUGCGAAGUUCUGGAUGUAUGGAGGUCUCAGCGGUGUUUGCCUGUUUGCGUAUCCGAUUUUAGUUCCACGCGUUGACGGGCAAACACCGCUGUUCGCACGUAAAAUGGCCGCGACCACGUGUAAAGUGCCGAAAUGGCGGCCACCUAGAGUUUACACGGGGAAUUCGCCUGAAUCCAUCCGAAGGGUAGAAAUUAUAGCUAUAUGCCGAAUUCCAGCUGAAUUGGGUGAAUUAACUGUGCAACAAAGGUAGAAAUCCUGAUGAACGGAGUCAUUUCUUCACAGGGGGUAUAGUGUGUGUGUGUGUGUGUGUGUGUGUGUGUGUGUAUAAGGGGGUGUAGUGAGUGUAUAUAACUGGGUGUAGGGGGGUGUAUAUAAGGGGGUGUAGUGAGUGUAUAUAAAGGUGUAGUGUGUGCAAGUGCAGGUGAUAGGAUAGUGGCUUCUUUAAUUAAUUUAACAAUAAUAUAUUACAUUUACUCCCCCUCCCCCUGGUGUUCCCUGGUGGUCCAGUGAGAGCGGGGGCAAGCUGACAUACCGCAAAAUGAUCCCUAGUGGUCACGUGGUCUGGUUAUUUGGUCUGUACCUCCGCUGGGUACAGACCAUGUCUCUGACUCUCGCGGUCGCCGGUAUUACAGAACGUUGCCGCGGGUUACCACGGCAAUGUUCUUUUAAUAUCGGCACUCGCCAGACACAGGCUGCCCAGCUUCAUGUCUGGAUUAUCUUCCACUCAGGUACCAGCCCGCGAAUCUCUCCUCAGGCCCAUGAAGGGACCAUGGUCCCUCUUAGGGCCGUUGCUGCCCUGCAUGGGCCUGCAGGAGAAAUACAUUGAUCGGCCAUCGGGCCUGACCACAAACUGCUCUUUCACAUACACAUUAUAACAACACACGCAAAAUACAGCAACAUACACACAUAUUAUUUUUUUAAAUAGGACCAGCAUGCCAGUGGACUUCAAAGUCUUCUUUUAGCACAGGGUUGCUAAAAGGGUGCCUUGCACUGCACUAGAUAAACAUCCAGGAAUAGUAAUCUGCCUCAUUGGAGCAUCCCACAUUGUAGACGUAUGGGCCAAUACCUUAUAGCAUUAUUUAACAUUAACCAUAAUGUGGCUUAAACUUGGACUAAGCAUAACCUGGACAAGACUUGCUAGAAUCAUCUUUUACUUAGUAAAAAAAAAAAAAAACACAUAAUUUGUUAAGUGGCAUAGACAUUGCCUCUGCCUAAUUCAGCUACACUUGGAAGUCUUUUUUUAAUGACCCAUGAUGUUUAAAUAUUAACAGCUCAUAGGCUGGCUGAGCUCAGCUGGUGUAUUUGUUUCCCUGGCCUUGUGCUAAGGUGUAAAACUACAUUUAUAGAUGUAAACCGUGACACUGGAAUGUAAGAGAGGAACUUCAUUGUGACCUCAUUCACCUAUUAAUAUGAGACAUGCAAGCUUUGCAGCACCAAUAGAACAAUACCUGUGUUGGUAGUUAAAUGACAGAUUACUCUUUAAUCUGACUAUUACUUUGUACAUCCCCUGGCUUAACCCCACUCCUGAUAAUUGCAGAUACCAGUUCAGUUACUGCUACAAAGAGCUACCACUUUCAAACUGUAUUGAGUGCAGGGGAUCAUAUACUUCAUUACUGAAUUUCCACUAAUUGGUGGCUUGCAGGCUAAUGGAAUUUUUGAGGCAUGUCUGUACCAUGCUGGCCACUGACAAAUUUAUUUACAUUUAAAUAGCAACUGGAUCUAAGGUGCAGAGUCUUGCUGUAAAUGAAACAUUUUGUUGUUAAAUAACAUUAUGUGGGUAUGGACUAAUACUCUGUCCUUGGUAUAUUUAUUUUAAUUUUCUUCUUUUGAUUCUCUUGAAUGCAUUAUCUUUCUUUUAAUCUGAACACAGAGUACAGAGGUUAAGGAAAUUAACAAAGAUAUUUAAGGGAGAGAAUGUCAGGUUACUCUCUGUAGGAUUGGGGGGUAACCCCUAGAGCUAAUAACUUGCACAUAAACAAAAGUAAAUGGGGGGUGGGGGGAAGGGACAUACAAAACCCCUAUAUGAAAAAGAGUAACCCAUGUACAAAACUUUACUUUUAUGUAAGUCCUUAUAAAAACAUAAAUCUAAUAAUUAUAUAUUUUAUAAAAUCCCUAUGUAUAAGAGACAUAGUAAAAUAGAAUUACUGUUUAGAAGUCAUGUCUGUAUCUUAGUACAGAAUAGCUGUUAGAUGUAGACUACAGUAGACUUGGAUAAGUAGAGAAAUAAUUAAAUAUGGAUACACAUAUAUCUGGUUAUAAUGUGUAUAAAAGAAAACAAAAUCAGAUGUAAGUAGAGCAAACAAAUGCGUAGUGGCAAAGUAUGACACUCAAGAAACUAUAAGGAUAUAGAAGCGAGAGGGGGAUAUUUGCUAAACUGGUAUAGUAUUAUAUAGUUAGAAAAGUCUAUCAAAAUAGGGGUAGAUAUGUAUAUGAUAAGUCUAACAAGUUAUAUAGCUAUAGCAAUACCGCUGUGCCUUUGAGGGAACCCCUUUAAAAAAGCUAACCUCCCAUUUGGUUUAUAUUAGUGGUGAAGCAGAGAACUAAGUACUAGCUAUUCCCAACCCCUAAAUAGUGAAGAAAAUAACAAAAAAGGAAAAAGAGAAAGUUGAGGAAUUGUUUUAUAAACAAAAGGACAUUCUGAUAUAACAUUAUUAGAGGUAAAAUAACAUGUCAGAUUAACAGGCUCCACAAUUUUGAUAUGUUUACAUAGUAAAGGAAGAGGCGAUUUUGUUAUUCGGCUCAUUUCUGCUCAUUAAAUUGUCUUUAUUCCUUCUUCUAAUUGUGUCUUUUUUACUCUGUAUGAUUGUUUGCAGGGUUUUACAAACUCUGACCCUCCAGAUGGUGCUGAACUACAACUCCCAUGAUUCUUUGAUGAAAUAGAUAGCCAGAGAAUCAUGGGAGUUGUAGUUCAGCAAUGUCUGGAGGGUCAGAGUUUGGAGAACCCUCUUUUAAAGAGUCAGCCUAAGCACCAUCACAACAUUGUUGAUGGUGCAUGGAGAUGGUGCACAACCACAACAAAUCCUAAACUUGCUCAGAGAGAAGUAACGUGGGACCCAGGUUAGAGGGCAAACCAUUGGUAAACUGUUUGCCCCACCACAGGGGAAUCGGCCAGGGUACUCCUGUUAUCAUAACCACUACAUCAGGAUGCAGUUGUUAUGAUACUUGAAGGUACCUUUUACUCUGGCUUCAUAAACAUAUAGGAUGAUUUUAGGAUGAAUGUCCCAGAGCAUUUGACGUGUUACCCCCGGUUACUCAUUUAGUCCCCUGAUUUGUGAAUAAAAUUAUUGUUAUAGUAUUGCAUGGAAUAUUAGACAGUUACCUGUCAGGUCUCCUUGUCAUUUCUCACAUUUACUAGAACUCUCAUUUAUGGAAUAACACAUGCCAUUGCCAAUUCCAUACUUCCCUUCUAGCAGAGACUGACCCUUUGGUGCACUGUCUCUUUACUCCUCUGUUCUAGCUCAAACACUUUUCUGUUUGACAUUUGCAGCUCUCUGUUAAGCUUCACUUGUCCCAGAAUCCUUUUUUCAUUGCUUACUUGGACUGUGUUCCUGGAGAAUGAGUGUGUAUGUCUUCUCUGCUUGGAGUGGUUCAAUGUUAAUCCUUUCCUUUUAGAGCUAGACAGUGUUAUAUUCUGUAAAUAUCACCUUUAAAACCUUGUCACUUAAUAUACAUAAAAUAUGCAGAUGGCCAAUGAUUAGCAGAUUUAUUCACACCAUUUCUUUCAGAGUGUUGCUUUCGACAUUGUGCUAUGUUGGAAUAGUGCUUUAUUAGUAACUGGAAAAAAUAUGUAUCUCAUAUUUAAAAUGCAAUUAUUAGUAUAAAAUGUGAAUAGUUCAUAUUUGUUUCUGAUAAAAUUGUGUUUAUUUGCAAUAGAAUCAUUCCAUUUUGUAUAAACAAUUUUAAAUGGAGAUGAUAUAGAAAAUAGAAAUGGGCUAUGUAUGAAAGAAUAUUUUAACUUUUAAUCAAUAAUUCUUCAGGAUUAUAUUUUAAAAAGAAAAAUAUGACUUGAUGUUACAUAUCUUUUAGUUAUACAUUGCACUUGUUAUAUUGCUAUUAAAGGGAUAUUAUAGUGACAGGAAUACAAAGCUGUAUUCCUAGCACCAGGGCCGCCACCAGAAAUUUUGGGGUCCCUGACAAAGCAGUAAUGUCCAUGGUGGUCCAGUGGUAUACCUAUCUGGUCUGCAGUUACGCCGGGUGCAGAGCUGCAGACCACGUGAUAGGUGUCUUGCGAGCUUUGGAAGUGUCAGAGCGUUGCCGUGGCAACACUCUGAUCGGCUGAGAUCGCACCACUGGCGGAGCUGCAGAAUGGAGGUGCAGUGCUUACUCCACAUGGGCAUAGUGAGUGGAGGGGACACGCACCCGGCGGCAUACAGGUUAAGCAACCAGGCCCACCCCUGGUUUCGGGAUAGAGCCCGACAUGUUAUUCUACCCUAAAGCGAGUUUAGGGAGCCUGCUCAGUUUGCCCUUUUUAAAGGGCAAGCACCCCCCUUUCUGCCUCCAGGUUCCCACUGUUUUAAACAGGGCUGGAUGAAAAUAAUAUCUGACAAAUUAACUAGCAAACCUUUCUUUCUCUUUUAGUUAAUACAUGGUUGUAUCAAAAAAUAUGCAUGCACAGGUGGCUGACUGAAAUCAGACAGAUAAUUUUCAUGUAAGUAACUUAACACUCCUGGCACCAUAACAACUUAUUUGAAGUGAAGUUGUUAUGGUGCCUAGAGGUCCCUGGCACUUUCUUACCUGAAGGGGUUAAACCGUUCUCUAAUCGUUUAAACCCAAAAGUUGCUCUCCAGCACCAGAUCUCCCUUUUACAAACAGCAUCUGGAUUCUUUAAUUGACUUUCAGGAAGCACAGAGUGCCGCCAGGCAAGGGCGCCACUGAUUGGCUAGAAUAAUUGGCAGAUCAGUAGCUCUUCAUUUGUAAAAAAAAAAAAAGUACAUAUUGGACUUUUUGCAAUUCAUAUGGAGUUAUUAUCACAUUUAGUCAUUGUUUCAGGUAUUGCAGUACUAGUUUUGUUAAAAGUAAACUAGAUAUGAUAAGAGCUUUGCUCCUCCACCCUCUGCUGCAUGUGGUCCUGUUUGGGAAACUUUCCUCAACAGGAAAAUCCUUUUUAGUAAUAUAAACGUGCUGACUUCACUGCCAGCACAUCUCUGACAGAACUUGUUAUACUCCCCUUGCAAGCAUAAAAAAUGCUUGUGACAUGGAUAGGAAAGCUGUCUUGGGAAUGCAGGCCACAGUCCUGAUUUAGGCGUGACAGUCCCAAUUUCAGGUUCCAGUCCUGCAAUACCGAUUUAGUUACCUGGUAUCCAAUAUCCAGGUGCACCAUAAAACUGAACUCAUCCAAUGAACGAGCAUCAGGAUCAACAGCUCUGCAGAAGUCGUAUGUUGUAAGCCUACCUGAACGGCAGAACCUGCUCAUGGCUGCUGUGCCUGACUGGGACUAUUGUAAAUGGUUUCUAGAUUACUAGGGAAUGGCACAAGUGUACUUCUACCAUCAAACCCAUUCACCCUUUAAUGCAAAAGGGUAUUUUUUAAUUGUUUUUUUAACAAUCAAAAUAAUGCGUAUAGCAAGGUUUUAACACAGAAAUUAAACAAUUUUUACAGCAAGCUACAUACAUUUUGGAUUUUUAAAUUUUUUUUUUUUUUAAUCAGAGUUAAUGAGAUUUAAAUACGUGAAAUUUGUUUACUAAACACUAGUCAGUAUUUGGACUUGUAUGAAAUCUCUCACCUGUAUGUUUCCCUAGCAACAUUUUACAAUACAUUAUAGUUUUUAUACUUUUCUUUAUCACAUUAUGAUAGUGUCCUUUAAAUGCAACCGGAAACAUAUUGCUGUUUUUUGGUGAGGUGGCAUAUGCUCUUAUAAAAAAAAAAAAAAGCAAUUCAUUAUAUUGUUUAACUAAAUAGUGAUAAAUCUUAAAUUCACCUUUCCAUGUUUCAUAGUAAAUAACACAAAAAACCCUGCCUUAAACCUUCUCUUUUGAUUUUGGGACAAUGUUGAAAGAAUUCUUGAAUUCCAGAUAGUAACACUGUCUGGUUAAUAGGAUCCUAAGAAAAAAACCCAUUGAUCUUCAGAACAGAAGUGACUGCAGUUCAAAAUUUCCUUCUCCUCGUAAACUUGUGAAAGGAAUUUAUUGAGCUAUGAUAAUCAUCCAAAUGCUAGGAGACCUUUUGCACAGCAGCACAACUGACUGCUGUGCAAGAUUUUCCCACACCAGAAUAAAUUUGCAGGAAUAGAGUUUUUGUAGACAGUAAUUAUAUACAAACAGCCAUUUGGUGUGAAUAUAGAAGUUACAGACAGAGGUUGAAGAGUGAGGUUAGAGCGAUAACAGUUUUAGUGUUUAUAUGAUGUAGUGCAAUCAAGUGAUUUAAAGUUGUCAUGGUGGAAGAAGUUAGUAUGUGCAGUGUUUCAGCUUAAAAUACUGCACAUGCUGAGUUAUUUUUAUUGUGUAGCGAUAAUAUGAUUCUAAGGCACACCAAAAUUUGCACAUAAAAAAGUGUUUCUUCACGCAUAGAAAAUACAUCAAUAGUUUUUGAAAGGGGGCGUGGUUUGGCGCGCAGGCAAGAUGGCUGCUUGAGACCUGUGCUCCUAAUACCGGGUCCCGUUUAACGUAGCUAACCUACCUGGUCCAGAUGGGCCACACACGCAAGUCCUAUCCCCACCAGCCACCACGCAGUACUCCAACACCUUCCUGGGCCGGACUGAUGGACGAGUUCAUGUCCACGCCAGCGGAGCUCGCGAGAUCCGCGGACACACACCACGUGGAAGUCUCUUCGGAACCUGACAGCCUGGGACCCUCCGAGCUCAGCGAGACGUCUUCGUCCUACCCCAUGUCACAGCUGAGGGCUGACCUGCGCACCAUCUCACAGGCAAUGUUCACCAAGGCGGACGCAGGGGCUCUGGAGGCCUCCCAUAACGGUACCAUAUGUGCAGAAUAGCAGUGAUCAGGCAGAAUGUCUCUUCCCUCCAGGCCAGGGUGACCACACUAGAGGCUUCAGCCACCACUUCCACCCAGCGACACAAAGCUGCUGAACUAGCAGCCACAAAGCAGGAAAACAUGCUGCUGGAUGUACGGAGGCAGGUAGAAGACCUGGACAAUAGGGGCAGGAGAAGCAAUAUUUGGAUCCAUGGCCUACCUGACAGCGUGCAGGGGGAGCCGCUUGAGACCACACUGCAAGCACUCUUCAAUUUUAUCCUGGGAAAUGACGACUGUAACGGAUCACCUGGCACCCCGACUGGGUACCUCAGUUGAAGGAUGCUCCUAGCGCUUCCUGAGGACUCCAAGCACUCUGGCAGACACCACAAUCACUGAAUCAGAGAAGCAUAUAUCUUCUCUCAAGCAUAUGAAUGCUAUAAACAGCUGAAUAGGCAAAAACCAUACAGAUGGGUUUAGACUCCUAGCAGUCAAACUGGAACAGCAUACAAUAAAUCCUUCCCCAAUAAUGAGACGACACUUCACUUUGAGGGCUAAGCAGGAACUGACUGAACUGGCACAUACAGCCUCUUUUAUUCCCAAUCCACAAACUUAGUACUGCCCACAUGGUUUUACAGAACAACCAAUAACACACGUACAUUACAGAAAGACACUCCCACACAAAAUCCUCCCCUCUGCCUGUGAUACAAUUACCCUACACAAUGGGUAAUCUAAUUAUCACAGAUAGAGAAAUACAGUUUCAUAAAACACAUCACAGGGACCCCCAAAACAUGCAAUAACCCCAUAACAAGUAUAUCCUUGGAACCGGGGGAUCUGGGUAAACCACAUAUCCGAAAUUUACCCAGAUCCGUUCAGUACUUUGGAAGAUACAGUUUAAUGCAGAUUCUGCAGAACAUAUACAGGCUAAAUGAAAAACAAUCACUGUAUAAUGUGUCCCCUGCUGUAUAGUCCAAAACCACUGCACGAUGUCUCUGUGCACCAAAUAAAAUGGCCGCCAUCCAUUGUUCUCACCAUGUGCUUCAUCCAUUGUUCUCACCAUGUGCCUCUGAUACAGGAAAUGGUGGCCACCAGUAACUCCACAGUAUGUCCCCAGAUGGUUCUUAAAGGGCCAGCAGCAGCACAACACAAAUCCCUUAUGCCCAAAUCAUGUCUUUAAACAGCAAUACAUCACAGGGGCCAUAGUCACAUGGCAGGAGGCGGGCAAUCAGUCUUCUCUAAUGCCCAGUGGCGAGGUCGGUUUCGCCACAACGACGUAUAAAAAAAACGUAUAAUGCGCCAGCUGGCCAGGCCACACCCCACAGAUCAGAGGAAUGGGAGCGCUGAGUUUCACCUAGGAGCUGUGAACCAAGUUACCAAGUCACAGGUCUGGGGGUUGUUGUUGGUUGGGGGGAUGCUUCAGGGAGGAGAGGGUAUGUUGGGGACUGCUGCCACACUGGUGACAUUCAAGCCUACUUUCCAGACCUAUGAAUCGGUGCAGUCGUUACACCUAUACCCCUAUGUGCACGCAAUUUAGUGGCUAUCCGGGAUGCGGGGUCUGGGAUGCGGGGUCUGGGAACCUGCCCCAGGGACACUACUAGGGGUCUAGCUACACAACUGUCCUCGUGGGUGGGGUCUCUGGACUUCUAGUUUUGGGUGGUCGGGAGCUCUGGAAUGGCAAAGCAGGGUUUGGGGUGGGGGCGGCAGUCCGCCAGCUGAGGGGAGUCUGGGUGCCGAUGGGGGUGUCCCUGACGGGGGUGGCACAGGGUGUCUCCCAGGCUGUGUGGGGGUCUGUACCUGGGCUGCAAAUAUUUCCGCUGGCCCCCUGUGGGGGGGCCUCGGGGUCAACCCCUGGGGCACCUCUAGGGAUGAGCCGAUGUGACCUGCGUGCCUCAUGGGUGGAUGCCCGUGGCCCUCUGCCUUGGGGGGAUGGUGAGCAUGGGAGGGGAUGUGCCCUGAGGGGUCAGGCCUUACCUAGACAGGGGUGGAGUGCUGGUACCCUGGGCUCCCCUUCACUCACCUGAACAAGACUGCCCACGGGGAGUACGCCUGACCAUGACAGUGCUCAUCGGUUAUUAUUUGAAUAUUAGUUUCACUUAUGCUUUAUCCUCCCGCUGCUUCCCCCCCGUAUUCCUAAUUCCUAUUUGCACAUAACGCCAAACAGCGGUGCACACUAACUGACAAAGUGGAAAGUUGUACCGCGUUGCAAGUUAAUCAUUGACAGGAGUGGUGCUAAACUGCGGAUGACACGAUUCGGACUUUCGGGGUGGGGGCGGGGGCGCCUCUGGGAGUCUAGGUAUGCAUCACGUGUUGUAUAGUAGGACACACAGUUACCCGAUAUCGUGGUGUCCUCCCCCCCUCCCUGACUCUGGCGGGUGCCCCAACACGGAGCCACCCCAACUUCACUAUACCGAACCACAUGACACACAGGUGGCCUUGGGUGGGCACAUGCUACGCCUUCCAGAUACUUCUUGGCAACCCUGAGGCCAACAUAUAGGGGGGUCUAUGUAUAACUCACAUCCACAUCUGAUUGAUGACAUCUGGACCGGGGGUUACACACCGGCUGGGACUACCGGGGUGGGAGACUGAACCGACACGGCUGAAACUAGCACCUGACAAUUGGAUACGACAAACCGGGUAAGGGGAAUAGUCCGAGCGUCUGGCCGUGCAUCCCUAGGGGACGCUAACGUGGGAGGAGUGAUGAACCUUUGCACGGGCACUGAUUGGACUGCCAUCCUAAUAUUGGUGGUCCCCAGUGAACCGGGCAGACACGUGUUGUCCAUUGGGCACCUAAAGUGCCUACUACAUUUAUAAAUAUUGUACUUUCUUCCCUGCUUCCUCCUUUCAACUGUUUCUUUUCCCCUCUUUGUCUACCCCUCCUCUAUCCCUCUUCCUUAUUCCAACUCAUCUCCACAGGUCUGGAGCAUGGCGUCCCUGGCCUUUGCGUCGCUCCCGCUACAUGUCCGCAUGCUCAACGUGCAGGGCCCUAACGUCCCCGAACACCGCUCCAGAUUGCUGAGGGAACUGUGGUCUUUCCGGACGUCUGUUGCAAUGAUACAGGAGACACACUUCAAGCCGGGAUCAGCACCAGCGCUGAAAGACAGGAGGUUCCCUACUGGCUACUUCGCAUUACACUCUCGGGGCAAAAAAGCAGGGGUGGCGAUACUAUUCUCACAAGGGACCCCGUUCGUCCUCAUAGAUCGUGAGAUGGACCCUCAGGGAGGAUACCUUUUUGUGAAAGGGCGUAUCAACUCACAGCUUUACACUUUCGCCACGAUAUAUGCCCCCAACUACUGCCAACACACAUUCAUCACAAAGACGCUGCUGGAAAAUUUCUCAGAAGGGCUAUUGAUAUUGGGAGGUGACCUCAACGUGUAAGUAGACCCUUCCAUGGACACGUCAAGGGGAAGGAGUGCGACUACAUAUCCGCGUAUUAGAUGUAUCAAAAAAGCCUUGCGGACUUUACACUUAGUAGACUGCUGACAAGCUGACAUCCGGAGACAAGGGACUACUCCUAUUAUUCGGCGGUGCAUAGAUCAUACACUAGAAUAGACUACCUCUUUCUCCCCCAAACUUACUUGACCUUACUCCAAGACUCGACCAUCGGACACAUCACAUGGUCUGACCAUGCACCGGUGUCACUCCGGAUGGCCUCCCCCCUUUUUAAACCAAGGGAACGAACAUGGCGCCUGAACGAGUCAUUACUGAUGGACGACGAAGUCCGGACCACGGCUCGAGAAACCUUGACUAACUACUUCAAGGAAAACAUCCAUCCAGUUCCAACCCAGCCUGUUCCUCACCCCCUUCUCUCUAUCACUAAUUUCACUGUGCCUCUCCUUCUCCCCUCUAUCUCUUCCUUCACAUACGUACAGCCGGAACUUACCUAAUGACCCUACCUAAUAGGGUACAUCCACCUUUUCGAUAACUCAAUCCAUGGCUGACACUCUGAUAGUGACAAUCCGACCAAUGGUACCAGCACGGCAUCUCACUCCUCCACAUAGUGGGGACUCUAUCUCAGGGUGCGUAAACUGGAGGCAAACAUACCAUGCACGAACGGGUUAGACAGAUACAUAACGCAUAUGACAUAGGACAGACAAUAGGUAGAGAGAACAGACGAGUUGAUACCGAAGAAGACAGGCUACCCACAUGACCCGCACUACACCGGGACACCUGACACACGCUACAAACAAACACAGGGAAAGGUUGCUGCAUCUCUCUUGCAGAGAAAAUUUGCCGGUAUUUCGGUUGUGAACUGCCCUUAUGGGUGGGAUCAGUCUGAUAUGCCUUGGAAUAGUUUCUAUCUGCAAUUGAGCAAAAAAUAUUUUGAGACCUGAGCAAGAUUUUACCGAAAAGCAAGCUAUUGAGUUUCUCUAAGCUUUUGUCUGUUCUCAGAGUUAUCAUAUUCUUUUUAAAUAUUAGAUCAGUCUUAAUUCUUUUUGCUAUGUGCCAAUUAAUGAUGGCAUUGUGUUAUGGGUAAACAUAUAUAUUUUACACAAAUCCCCAAACCGUGCUUGGUACAAUUAUGCACACUUACUGUAUUCAGGGACAGAGUAAGAGCUUAUUGGACCUGGUGCUUACAAUUACGACGGGCCUAAUUACAGAAUCUUAUUGACAGAAAACACUAAAACAGUUAAAUCUUCGUCAUGUAUCUGGUGGAGGUGGUGCUGGAGGGAAACUCACAGGAUAUAGCUAUCAGAAAACACAUACUCUAUGCUAAUCUCUCACAUUCAUCUCACAAGCAAAUCCAUACCCUAUAACAGCAGUGUCUGGUGAAGCGGGACGUUGGUGGGUGGGGUAAAAGGGUGGGCAACUGACAUGAAUCGUGUAACCAAGACCGUCCAAAGGGGCAGACAUGGGGCUGUAGAUUUAAUCCAGCCCUGACUUUAUCCAUCUAUAUUACAAACAGGUAAGGUAGGUAUAGGUGUUAAAUGCAUGAAAGCAACACCAGCUCAUCUAUAAACUAGAUGCCAAUGUACAAAAAGCACUGUGUCGAGCAAGGCAGUAUCAGUAGAUUUUAAAUGCUCUGCAAUUCCAGCUGAUGUGACAUGCAACAAACAAAAACACAUAUACAUAAAUACAUACACACACAGGUACAAAAGUAUCCUAUAAAAAAAAAUAGAAGAACUAACAUCAGACAGCCUCAGUAUAUGUGAGGUGAAUGUGCUGGUUUGUUUGAAAACUCUGACGUAUUGAAGUGAUUAGUUGAGAAACAUCCUUAAGGUGGUUUCCUGGCUUCUGGGCGCCUAGAUUUUAUUGAGAGCUAAACAAUAGAAGUAACUGAUAACCACACAAGCACUGAUGAUAUACUAAUAGUUAAUUUCCUGUUUUUGUUGUGGUUUUUCACAGUUUCAGGAAAAUCACCAGCAAUAUUUGAAAAGACCUUAAGACAUUUAAAGAGACAGUAAGACAUCAGCCGAAUAACAAACUAGUUGGCAAUAUGAGUGUAGUUAUGCACUGAAAAGGGUAAAACCAGUGCAAUAAAUAUGAAGAUUGCUUGCAGGUAUCCCAGGUGCCAAAUCUACCCACAUAUUUUACAGCUUGGAUUUCAUUCCCUUAACUAAUAGUUAUGAUAUUUGGAGUAAUACUUUAAGUUAGCUGCUAAUAUAUAAUAAUACAAUAAUUAUAAUCAUUUUAUAAACUGUUAUCUCUGUGUGGUGCUUAGAGCUGUUUCAAUGUCUGCUUUCAGUUUUGCUUUUUAAAAGAUCAUACAAAGAGCAAAUUAAGUUAAAUAAAUGGGCAGAACGAGGAGUAAAUUCUUGAUCGACUUAUUUCAGUGAGAUGAAUAUUUGAGAUUAGGUGAGUCUUAUGCCUUUUCGAUAGUUUCUAGUUAUGUGUUAUCUUGGUCUAAAUAAAACACAGAGCUCCUAAUAAGGAAUAGCAUGUCUACAUGCAGAGCACUUUUGCUGUAUAAGCACGAUGGGUGCUGAUAAAUAAGCACUAGGCUUGCUGACCAAGUACAGGGAGAUGGAAUGCAGCUGGUGGAGAGAAUGAGGAACAUAUGUUAUAUGAUCGAAAAUGGGUAAAUUGUAUUACUUAAGUGUAUCAUAAGUAGUUAAUGAAGAUGAAGCUUGAGUACAAAGUAUUCACAAAGACAUAGGAGAGGACACCUUAUAUGUUCUGCUUGGAUUCACUGUUGCCAGAUGAAAAUGGACAGAGUUUAUCCUAAAAUUAGGUUUAAAUGGAAAUAUAAAGACGGCUAUCCAUGAUUUUUCACUCCAUUUAGACUUUGUAGUACUAAGAUUGCAAGAACCAGUCAACUUAGCUGAUCGUUAGAACGUUAUGAUAUAUUCACUUAGAGUCAUCUCACCAACACAACAGCAGUUUUAUCCGAUCACAUUCAAAUAACAUUCACCCAUUCCAUGAGAUGUUUUUAGCACUUCUUAAAUGACAACUGUAUCAUUAUUUAUGAUUCACAUUAAAUAUCCAAUUACAUGACAGCAGCUGAUUCUUCAGCCAUACUUGAAAUUGUUGUAUCUUCAAUGUAAGUUCAAACAAUUACAAACAUUCUUGACUGCUUUACUUUGAUUGAAUUGCGUUUCAAAACGCUGCAAGGCUAAUCUUCACAAUUAUUUGUUGAGAAACAGAAAAAGAUAUGAUUUUGCAAACUCCAGCAUGAGCAAUUAUAUACAAAAUCUCACGGAUAUUAAAGAGGAAACACUAUACUUGAGACUAAAAUAUAUUGGAGUGUAAACGGUUCAUCCAAGAUUCUCUUAAACAAACAAUAAUUUGAUACUGUUAAUAGCCUAAGGUAUUUUUGCAUCUCUUUCCUUGUCUUUUCAAAAUAGUUGACUUAGCUAUGUGUUUUGUAAGUGAAGAACCUUUCGGAAAUCCUUCUGAGGUUGGAAAGGUUGGCAGAGAGUGGUGGAAACCCUACAACAAAUUGCCUUAACAUCUUUCAUAUUUUAGCCACUGACAACGAGGCACGGUUCAACCUUGUAAUUAUAGUAUACGCCAAUGAUACUGGAAUUUCUGAAUAUGGAAUAAGAGUUUAAAGUUGUGUGGAAAAAACUGUCACAGUCUAAACAAUAUUCUUGUCACAAGUGCCCACAUUUAUCUAUUGGUGGGCUAAACAAGCAUAAAAUGUAUGGACUGCAGAGUUUGCAAGAUCUUUUAAAAUAGAUGAGUUGGGAAACUGUAACAAUACCAAAGUUUUCUCUAUUUCCCAAGUCUAAUAAUAUUCACUCAGCUACUGUAGAUCUAUUUUUAAAAUAAUAGGGCAGGCCUCCCAAUUGUCCUCUUAUGCAGGAUGGCCCCUAUUUCAGUCUACUGUUUCUCUGUCCCGGAUUUUUUCCCUGAUGUCAUACUUUUGAGAUACCUGGGAACUGACCCCAAAAAGCUAUAGGACAAUUCAGGGAGACCUGGAACAGCACUCCCUGCAAGGUCUGUUCUUCAUGUCUGUAGUGAGCUUGCGGGUGUUUCAAUGAGCUUGUUCAUAAUGAUCUUAUAUGUGUAUAUCAGUGAGCUUGUAUGUGUGUCAGUGACAUUGUCUGUAGUCAGCUGUGUGUGUGCCAGUCAGCUUGUUUAUAGUGAGCCUGUUUGUGUCAGUGAGCGUCUCUGUAGUGAGCUUAUGUGUAAUGAUAUUGAUGUUACAAAGUUUUGGAAUCCAAUAGCCAGAUCAGCAAUGUUUUCUGCCAGAGGUAGCCACUCGUUACCCAGGUGGUUGAGCCCCUGAGCCUUGAGUGGCCGUCUGGUCUUAAGCAGAGAUUAGAGACUGGAACAGAAAGAUGAUAAUCGUAGUGAGGCAAGCUGAGGUCAGUGGGAAGGAGAAGCAGCAAAAAUGGUCCAAAUUCAGCAACAGGUAGGAGAAACAGGAAUAAGCUUGAUUAGAGAGUACAGGAACCACAAUAAUCUGGCAAAGGUACAGAGACAGGAAGUGGCUUUUAUAGGCCAAGAACCAGACACCUGACCAGACACAGCUGAAUAGAGUUAUCACUGAUACCAUUGCUUGUAGAGUCAAGGUUAUCAGAUCUCAGGCAAAUUUGCAAAAGGCAGGCUGGUGUACUGGUAAGGAAGAGGUUUAGCAGCAUGUAAACCAGGGUGCAAAACCCAGCUGAGUCAGUUCCUCACAUUACCCCCACCUCUACAGGUGCAGCCUCUGGAUAACCUAUUUCCUGGUUUAGCAGGGUACUGUGCGUAGAAAGACUGAAGAAGAUUAGGAGCAUGAAUAUUGUCCACUGGUUCCCACGAUCUAUCCUCCUCACCAUAGCCUUUCCAAUUAACCAAAUAUUGAAGCUUGUUGCGGAAGAUCCUGGAGUCAAGAAUUUUUUCCACCUCGUAUUCAUCUUCACCAUUCACCCUGGCAGGGCUCGACCAGGGAAAGUAUUUUCAUGAAAAGGCUUAAGCAAUGCAACGUGAAACACCGGAUGUAUUUUCAUGGAAUCCAGAAGUUGCAGACGGAAGGUGACAGCAUUGAUCUGAGCGAUGAUCUCAAAAGAUCCCAUAAACUUUUGACCCAAUUUAUGAGAAGGAAUCCUAAGCUUGAGAUUCUUUGUUGACAGCCAAACCUUGUCACCAACAUGAUAAACUGGGGCCUCCUUUCUAUGCCUAUUAGCAGCUUUUUUGUAACAUUCCUGAGCUUCCGAAAGAGUCUCCUUCAACAGUUCCUGAGAAUCUCGUAAGGCGGUUAGCCGGUCAGUGACUGCAGGAAUGGAAGUAGUAAUUGGGAGACUCACUAUAAAGGUUGGAUGGUAACCAUAAUUGGCAAAAAAUGGACUCCGAGAAGUGGAGCAGUGUUGGGCAUUGUUAUAGGUAAACUCCGCCGUGGGUAGAAAAUCCAGCCAGUCAUCCUGCAGGUAACUAAUAUAGCACCGCAAAUAUUGUUCUAAAGUCUGGUUGGUUCGCUCAGUCUGUCCAUUACUUUGUGGAUGAAAAGCCGACGACAGAUUUACAUUAAUACCUAGAAUAGAACAAAAAUAUUUCCAAAAAUGAGAUGUAAACUGCACUCCCCUGUCAGAAAUUACUUCAUCAGGCACUCCAUGCAAGCAAAAUAUUUCCGAAUAACUAGGUCAGCAGUCUGUUUAGCUGAAGGGAGACCACGAGCUGGUAUGAAAUGACUCAUUUUAGUUAACCGGUCCACAACAACAAGAAUGGUAGUAUGUUCCUUAGAGGGAGGUAGUUCCACAAUAAAGUCCAUGGAUAUAGAUCCCCAGGGACGAUGAGGAAUCGGAAGAGGCUGAAGCAAGCCAACAGGGGAUGAGUGAGGAGUCUUAUGUCUGGCACAUACAUCACGUAAAACGUCCAGUCGCAAUUAUUCUGGAACAAACAGACGUUGUUGAAAAAUCCUAAACCCAUUAAGCAUGGUCAUAUGAAGAUCACGAGGAGGCUCACGAAAAACUGGAUCUUCAGCAUAGCCCUUUUUAAUGCGAGACAUUAGAUCAGAAGGAAAGGUAACUCCUAAAAAUCUACUUUCCGGCAAGAUGGUGGCCUUGGUUACUGUAGUAUGGAGGGGGUCAGCUAUCCUAGACAAGGCAUCCGGAUGCAUUGCCAUUUCUGGAACCAGGGCAGAAUGAAAUAAAAAAAUUAAAACUUGAGAAAAAUAGGGACCAGCAUGCUUGUCUGGCUGACAGUCUCUUAGCUGAUUGAAUACAUUCCAGAUUUUUGUGAUCUGUGAGGGCAGUAAUUGGAUGGGUGGCUCCCUCCAAGAGAUGUCUCCAUUCGAUGAAGGCAGCUUUUAAAGCCAAAAGUUCUUUAUUCCCUAUGUCAUAAUUUCUUUCUGCUGGUAACAUCUGGCGGGAAUAGAAGGCACAUGGAUGUAACAACAUCUUAGGUCCAGUCCUUUGAGACAGUAUAGCCCCAACAGCUGAAUCAGAAGCAUCUACCUCUACAGUAAAUGGCAAUUCUGGCUGAGGAUAUACCAGGAUAGGGGCAGAUGUAAACAGAGUCUUUAAUCUGGAAAAUGCAGUGUCAGCCUUAUUGAACCACUGAAAAGGAGUCCCUUUACGUGUAAGUUCAGUGAUCGGUGUAAUAACGGCAGAGGAAUUCUUAAUGAAAUGCCUGUAAAAAUUGGCAAACCCCACAAAUCUCUGAAUAUCUUUUAUAUUCUUGGAGAUGGGCCAGUCCAGCACAGCUUUAAUUUUACUUGCGUCCAUACUUAAACCUUUAGGAAUUAUAACAUACCCCAGGAAUUGAAUUUCUGUUUUUUAAACUCCCAUUUUUCCAGUUUAGUGUAUAGGUGGUGGGUACGAAGGCGCUCAAGAACAAUGCAGACCUGUUUUCAGUGAUUUUCAAGAUCAGAAAAUAUCAGGAUAUCAUCCAAAUAUGCCACAACAAACUGAUCCAGGAGAUCCCGUAGUACAUCAUUGAUUAGAUGCUGAAAAGUUGCAGGGGCAUUACAAAGCCCAAAUGGCAUUACUAGAUAUUCGUAAUAUGUCUGUACCUUGUUCUGAAAGGUGUUUUCCAUUCAUCAUUUGGUCUUAUGCGAACCAGAUUAUAUGCCCCCCGUAGAUCAAGCUUCGUAAAUAUUUUAGCUGAGCGAAGUCUCUCCAGAAGUUCAGGAAUGAGAGGCAAGGAAUAGCGUUUUUUACAGUGAUGUUAUUAAUGUCCCUGUAAUCGACACAUGGCCGUAGACUGCCAUCUUUCUUUUCUCCAAAGAAUAUAGGAGCUCCUGCUGGAGAAAUAGAUGGUCGAAUAAAGCCUUUGGCAAGAUUUUCUUGUAUAUAUUCACAAAGUGCUUUCAAUUCAGGCUCAGAAAGGGAGUAUAAAUGGCCAAAUGGGAUAGCAGCUCCAGGUAGCAGCUCUAUGGGGCAAUCAUAAGGCCUGUGAGGUGGAAGCUGAUCAGCAUUCUUCUUAUCACAGACAUCUGCAAAAUCCCGAUAUUGUAGAGGAAGCUUAGUUAAGUUUGUAGCAACUAUUUCAUUAAUUGUUGUGGCAACAGGUUUUGCCUUAGAGGGUUGGCAAUUCAUUAAGCAGUGUUCUGAAGGAAAGGACAAAGUUCUAGUCUUCCAAUCAAUCUGUGGGUUAUGCAGAGCAAGCCAGGGUAUACCCAAAAUCACUGGAAACUGUGUUGAGGAAAUUAGGUGGAAAGAUAUAGACUCAUGGUGAUUCACUUCCAGAAUCAAUUUUAAGGGCACAGUCUCAUGUGUAACCGGGCCUGACGUAAGUGGAGAACCGUCUACUGUUUCCAUUAACACAGGUGAAGAUUUAGGGAUAGACUGAAUUUUAUUUCCUGCUGCAAAUUUAAUGUCCAUAAAGUUUCCGCCUGCUCCAGAAUCUAUCAUAGCUGUAGUUGAAAUUUUAUUAUCACCAUAUUGCAAAGUGAUAGGCACCACCAAAUGAGCAUGAGCCAGAGGAAACCAGGGUUGUGUGACAGAAUCCAGUUGGUCUAAAAUCUGGGAUUGGUGUUGAAUCUGAGCACCCUCAGCAGUCAUAGCUAUUGUUCUUUUAGACUUGCUAGGGCAAUUGAUGGCAUAAUGCCCUUCACUACCACAAUACAGGCACAAAUUGUGAGUGCAUCGCUACUGUUUUUCUUCAUUGGAUAAUGGCCCUCUUAUUAGAUCUACCUGCAUAGCCUCAGGUUCAGAGUCUUUAGGUGUUUGUGGGGUCGGAGUAGAAAUUCUUGAAUAGAAAGUAGGAGUAGCACUUGAUUUAAAAGAGCCCUGUCUUUCCAAUAUUUUUUCUGAAAGUCUCCGAUCAAUACGGAUAGCCAACCGCACAAAUGCAUCAAACUCAACAGGAAGGUCAACAUGAGCUAGCUCAUCUUUUAUAGCUUCUGAGAGACCCCUUCUGAAGUUGAACCUCUGGGCUGAUUGGUUCCAAGUAGUAUCAGCAACCCACUGUCUGAAUUCAGCAGCAUUUUCAGCCACAGAGCGCCUCCCUUGAUGUAAAUGAAGGAGAGUGGCUUCUGCUGUAGCACAGCGAUUUGGUUCAUCAAAAACUAGGCACAUGGCCUCAAGAAAGUCUUUUAAAUUUCCCAAGACUGGUCUGUCCUGUUCCAGAAAAGGGGAGCCCUAGGCCCGGGCUUCAUCUUUGAAUAGGGAGAAAAUAAAUCCCACCUUCUCUCUUUCAGAUGGAAAACGGUUAGGUAACAUCAUGGGAUGCAAAUGGCAUUGAUUUAGGAAACCCCUACAUUUUUUCUGGUAGAGGCAAGCGGGCAUCUUGUGCAGGUGUAACAGUAGUAGAAGCAGCAGCCGCAACAUCAUGUGCCCUGUAGCUGGUAAGCUCACUAUGCAUUGAUCGAACUUCAUUCUGCAGUUCAGCUACCUGAUCCUGCAGCACUUGAAUGGUCUGUGCCUGGGUCACCAUAGUUAUUGCAUUAAAAGCAACCUGCUGGGCCAAUGCAGAAUCUGAUCCGACGGUCUCCAAGAAUGGGCCAGAUUAUUCUGUAAUGAUAUUGAUGUUACAAAGUUUUGGAGUCCAGUAGCCAGAUCAGCAAUGUUUUCUGCCAGAGGUAGCCACUUGUUACCCAGGUGGUUGAGCCACUGGUCUUAAGCAGAGAUGAGAGACUGGAACAGAAAGAUGAUAAUAGUAGUGAGGCAAGCCGAGGUCAGUGGGAAGGAGAAGCAGCAAAGUCAAAACGGUCCAAAUUCAGCAACAGGUAUGAGAAACAGGAACAAGCUUGAUUAGAGAGUACAGGAACCACAAUAAUCUGGCAAAGGUACAGAGACAGGAAGUGGCUUUUAUAGGCCAAGAACCAGACACCUGACCAGACACAGCUGAAGAGAGUUGUCACUGAUACCAUUGCUUGUAGAGUCAAGGUUAUCAGGGUUCGAAACCCAGCAGAGUCAGUUCCUCACAUUAUGUGUGUCAGUCAUCUUGUCUUUAGUGAGUUUGUAUGUGUCAGUAGGGUUGCCGCUAGAGCCCGGGCAACCUUGGAAUUCCAGAUGUUGUGGACUACAGCUCCCAGAAUUUUAUUGCAGCUAAAAUGCUGUCAAGGCAUCAGGGAGAAAUAGUCCUCCACAACUAGAUUGCCUAAGGUUGCCUACCUACAGUAAAGGCAUGUUUUUGGCCAAAAUAAACAUUGCUUUUUCUCUAAAACUGCAAUAUUUUACAUUUUAUAUUUUAUUUUAGUCUGAGACAAGGGACUUUAAAAUAAAGUGUUUUUUGGUAGUUAUAUCUAAACCCAAGCAAUUUGUAAAUUUGUGAACAAGAAGUUGUCAUUUAUCUUGUUGACCAAAAGCUAUUCUAGAACACUUUAGGCCAAUAGGAUAAUAAAAAAUGCAUCUCUUAACUGAGUUAACUGUAUUUGUCAAACAUAUCUGUGCUCAGAUAGAAUACUCAUUGGUAAGCAUGUACUGUAAUAAAAAUGACUUAUUACUAAUAUUUCUCUUUCUUUCCAUUUAAAGCUGGUUGGAUCUGCUGUACUUGCUAUUGGACUAUGGAUGCGCUUCAAUAGUGAAAUAAAAGAAUUCAAAUUAGAAAAAGAUGAGCUAGAAUUAUUUUUCAUGGGUAAGUCAGUGCAAAUAAGCAUUUUAUAAGAAUGCAAUAUAUCUGCCAAUUAUCUGUAAAAUGUCAGGACAAAAUGUAAUUUACAGUGGACACAGCAUAGGGACAUGUUAUUAAAUAAAGUUAUGUUUUUUAAAACUCUAAGAUUUAUUCACUAAGGAUUGAGCUGAUAUCGUAGAUACAAUGUUUUGGCUAGAACAGCCAAGUAAGGAAAAAUUCAUCUCCAACCAGUGUCAAACGUUUUUGGUUUUUUUUCUCUUAAUUUUUGGAUGAAAUGUUGCAAUUCAUUUGUAAACUCACCACACUUCUCAGUUUAACCGUUUACAGACAUAACAGGAGUUUUCCAUCAUGCUGGCCUUUCACUUCUGAAGCUGUGUCCUUAAAGUGUUACAGUUCCAGGGAUUGUUUACUAAACACCAAAUUGUAUUGAAUUGAAAACCAGUUUGCAAAAUUUAAGCAAAAAAGUGCUGAAUUAGUACACUAUAGUCAGUUUGGUCAAAUUAGUCUAAAUUUUGCAGUUUGCAUUUCAGAUUGUGUUAUUCACUAUAAAGUGAAUAAUCCCCCCCAGUGAAUAAACUGCAAGCUUUUUGUUUUAAUUUUGAGCAUGCAUGCAAUGAAUCAGGAUGUCAGAAUAAGAUUUAUUUUUUAAGAAUCCAAAACAGUCAAACUACCACUACUCUUAAGAGGCAGAAUUAGCUUUAAUAUUUAGCAUGUGUUAAAACGUGUUCUUUAAAUGUGAAAUAAAGAGAACCACAGCUGUGACAUAUGUUAUAUUUUUCUAAUUUUUGGAAAAAUGGCCUAUACUGCUAGAAAAAGGUGGCAAAGAAUUUGAUUUGUCAUUGAGUAAAAACAGCCUACAACUGCAAUGGGCAAUGUUGGCAACCCAGAUAUUUGCUGUCUACAUUUACCAUGAUGAAUUUCUCCAAAAAUUGAGGUAUGAAUGCGGGACAGGAUGUUAGUGGACCACAAGUGGAGAAUUAAUGGCAUGGUAAUGGAGCAGUUCUGCCCGAAACAGACAUGUGUUAACCUGGUGUACAUAUAAGCCGACGUUGCCAGAUACACUCAGAGUAGCCCAUGCUACUCUUGCAUGACCUAAGUUUAGUUUAGUGUGUCUAGCGAUGUUACCCCAAUGUGAGAUUGCUCUAAUGAAUCCAGGAUUUUUGGAAUGUACGAGUGACAAUCACCUUGCAGUUUACAAAUAUUUUGGGUGUUAAGACGAACCAUCACAUACCUGAUAGCAUAAACACAUGGUAUUUUAUAUCUUUUGAAAGACAUAUUGGAAACAGUGAGCUAAAUCUUGUAAAUCUUUUUAAGAUUGAAUAAAAUAAAAGAUGAUUUUUUUUUCCAGAUAAUAGGCUUUUAUAUUAUAAAUAACUGUAGCCCCAUUGCCGUCAGCAUAAAGUAUCAGUAGAAAGGAGAUCUCAAGCACACAUCGCAAAAAGCAAGCAACUGGACAUCAGUGGGCGCCCCAAAGCACCUGUCAGAUGGCUCUUCAAUUGCUCUCUAAGGGAAACACACCUCUGCUACAUUGUCAUUCUAACUCACACUGGUAUUAAAUUGCAAACCUUUGAAGUCUGAAUGGCUUCAGUAUUCAGACUGCAUGAAUACAGAAUAGAUGUAAACCUAUUUCUUUGCUGAAUUUUUCUAUCUGAAAAAUAACUCAUUCUUAUUCAUGCUGCUUUUAAUUUUUACCUACACCUGAUAUUUUAUACUUGUUACAAAAAUAAUAUAAACACCUAUUCUCAGGAAAUAUCCUCUCCAAUUUGGUAUUAUCUCCUUGCCAGUAACAGCACGCCUGACUUACAGUUGGUAAUUAGUGAGGGAGAGAGUACUUUGGAAUUGACUGGCAUUGAAAUGGAAAGACAGGGUAGUGUUUUGCAUCAAUAGAUACAUUAGGUUAAAUGAGUCUGGCAGCAAGAUUCUGGUUUCUGUUUUCUUGAUAUAGAGAGGAAGCUGACUGAGAAAUGUACCAUUAUGUCAUAUUUAAUUCAGAGGUUGCAUUGACUUGACUUCAUUCUUUUUCUUCAAAUCUAUUAAUUUUAGCAUGCACAAGCAAUGCUCUCUAUUUCAAAUACAAAAGAUUUAUUUACUAAACAGUCAAAUCGGUGACUUGAAAACUGAAAUCUAUAAAAGGACAAAAAAGCUGAAUCCUCAACUCCCCUUUUUUGGCCUAAAUGUUGCAUAUUUGUUUUUCACAAAAUAACAAUUUCACUGCUUAAUAAAUGGAUUUCCAUAGCGUGUGUCUUCUUCUUUUCCAGUUCAACUGAGUGCUAAUUUCUCCAAAUUAGAUAUUUUUAUUAUUAUUAUUGGCAUUUAUAUAGUGCCAACUUAUUCCGCAGCACUUUACAAUCUAAUAUAAAAGGGAGAAAUUUGACAAUAAAUGAGACAAUUACAAAAUUUUACCGGAGCAAUAAGUAGAUGAGGACCCUGCUCAGACGAGCUUACAGUCAGACAAGAUAUCUUAGCAAAAUUGUUGCAAGUUGACUUUUUUGGUUUAACCAAAAUGCUUCUAUGGAAACAGAGGAACUGCAUAUUUUUCAGUCCCCAUUUAAUUAAAUAAAUCUUUUUUUUUUUUUUUUCCACAAAAAAAAAAUUAAUAGCAACUGUAAGCCAGGAAAGAAAGAAAACAGAUACAGAAAGGCCUGAGCUAAAUGUGUACUUGUCAACAGGAAAGAUCAGCAACACUAUUUAGAAUUAGUGUGAAAUCACUGGUGUUAGUUUACUUUCACCUUUCAGACUGUUAAUGACAUUAGUACUGUUCUGGCCACAUGCAUGUUCCGGGGAUUAAGGAUGGCAGACUCCCCUGGAAAACUAGUUUUAUGGAGCCAAUGGAAAGUCAGCAAGCCUGUGUGGAUGAUAGAAACAUGCAGAGCGAGCAGUCUAUCACAUCAUCAAACAAAAGGAACAAAUGAGUUCUUAUUUGCUUGUCAAAUCAGUACAGCGCAGAACAGGGUAUCUGAAGACGACCACGUCUACAACAUCAGGGAUUAUCUGAGACAGGGCAGAUUUAUCUAUUUAUUCAAAGUCCUCCUUCUUCUUCUGUAACUGCUCCCCUAAUAGCAACAAUACAGUGUAACAUGCUAUUCUAAGAGUUAAAUGUAAACAAAUAUCUGCAUUUUCUUUCAAAGGCCUCGAUUUUAGUCUUUAUUCACAAUUAAUUGUGCUGUGUCAGGAUAUUGGUAAUAAAAUAAAAACCUGUUAGGUUUUCAGUUGUGUAGUAGUGUAUUCCUAAACUUUUGUCCUUUUGGGUGCCAUAGGUUCCGACCUGUAGCUAAGCAAUGAAUUUGCCACACCUCUGUCAAUCAUCAGAGCUACAAUAAUUUAUUAUGUUGCACCUGCUAUUUGUUAUCAUUAUAUAUCUGCUAAGUGUGAUGCAAUUUAUACUUAAGUUUCUGUAUAAAUUGUUAGUAGCUAAUGUAAAAGCCUUAGGGGGACAUCAUAAUCAUGACAUUAUUAGUCAUUAGCUCAGCAGAGUGUUUGUAGUUAAUUAAUUGCUGUAUAUGCUUAAACACUACCUGUAGUCAAAAAUGAAUAUUUCAGACAAAAGCAAUAUGUGGUGUAAACCGCGCUGUGACACAAACACAAGCAGUGCAGCUAAAUUCCACAGUAAAAAGAAAUUAAGAAAAAUACAAAGUGCAAAGCGCACUAAAGUGUAUAAAAAAACAAAAAUAAAUUAGACUGUUGUGCACAGUGUAUAUGUGACUUUAAUAAAUGUAUAUACAUACACUGAUUAGGAACUGUGUUCAAUUACGCUGUAAAAGAGAAAUUCUCACAUAGGGUAAUAUAGUCUGAAUAAAACCCCAAAUAAAAUCAGCUUAGGUUUUAUUGUAUCCUACAAACAUUUUCAAAAGCCUAAACAAGACUGGCUUGUAUAUAACGUUUAUAUGGGUAUAAUGACUUCUGUAGUGAAACUUCAGUAGUGUGCACCUCUCAGCAACCAUAAAAUGGAGAUAGCAAGCAGCAAAUUAGAAUGAAAAUAUAUAAAUUUAUUAGAAACAAAAAUGUAAUAUCCUUGCAUAUUAAAACAUAAUAAGCUGAUUCAUAGUCGUUCAGUCUCUUAGUUCAGCACAAAAUGCCUUCAUCAGAUGCAUAAUCCUAUGUCUUUCUGUUCCUCUUUAAAAUUCCAGAAGGUGCCGAAAAUCAUCCAUGACACGCACCCUUGGGUGUGUUGCGCCACUUCUGGUGCUGCGGUGCAUGCCUUUCCAAGUUCAUUUGGACAAGUCUUACAAUCAUUAUUCUGGGGCACCUUCUGGGCACCAUAUUUGUGCUCCCGGAAGAACCAUACGCAUAUCCCAGUGUGUUCCGGAUCACCCGAAAGUCCUCUUUUGGCCAUCUUAAAAACCCUAGACUUCUUGCGGCAGUCCAUUCCGCUGGAACUCUUUAUCUCUCCUGAAGUAUCUCACAAGUUCUUAAAGCAUAGAAGCGCCACUGGAUAUACUUUGGCAGCCAUUUUUGAUUAGGCAACAUCAUAUAUAGUGACGGCAAGAACAGACAUGAAAUCUAAACAUAAAUAAAAAUAGAUUAGAAAAAAUAUAUAGAAGUGCAUAUACUUAAUAUGGCCAUAAAUGUAGUAUAGAUUCACAUCUACAUAUAUCUAAUUUAAAUUGAUAAAUACAGAGGGGCGGAGCCUAAACACUUCAGCAGACAUACUUCAUAAAAGCUCCAGACGACCCAAUGUAAUAAAAUGGACUUUGUGGCGGACCGCCUGGCACCCCGACCGGGUGCCUCCACCUAUCACUACUUCCUAGUACCUCUGAGUAUUUUCAAGCACACCACCAGACAUCAACAGCACCGUUGGCCCACACUUCCAGCAUUACAGCUUGGCUGGGGUCUCGCUGUCCUCCACCCACCCUGGACCCUAGACCAGGAUACAGCUUCCAGUGGGCAGACCUCUCCUGCUCUGGAGAAUGUAGCAGGCUGCUCUUACAAGAGCAAGUGAUUAUAACCCAGAGGAGUAUAGUGAUAUAGCAAUCCCCAGGGUAGAUACAGCCGUUUCCCCCAAACAUGAGACGAGGCUCUAUGUUGAGGGUAAGCAGGAACUCCUUUAAUGGCAGCCACAACUGGCCUUUUAUGCAAGUCCCCAUACAAGGGGCACUCCCCCCUGGACCUGAGAAUAAACCACAGUAUAAACAAAUACACAAUUACAUUGGCUCUCAGAUCCAGGACACUCCCACACAUAAACAAACUACCAAACAUAGUCAUGUUCUUACCCUGGAGCUUGUUUCCCUCAUCCAGGCGAAUGAUUUCACUGAACGCAGGCGAUGAUGGAAGUCCAGCGGUGUUCAGGAGUUUCUGUAUCCGAUUUUAAUUCCCACAAGAUUCAUGCCCAAACACCGCUGCCUGUGUUCAUGCGAACAAGAUUGCCACCACGUCAUGGUUGACCGUAGGAACUGCGGCCACCCAGACAAACAAUUAGAACACUGCAGUGAGAACCGUUCCAAGGUGUUAAUAGGUGUAACAAGCUCCCGGGUGCUCCUUGGUUCGUGCGUCUGUUUGGUUCCUUAACAGGAUAGCAAAACGGCCAGAACAAAGUCUUUUAUGAGCCUCUUUGCAUGGUCCAUAGUCCUGAGGCAGGAGGCUGGCAAUCAGGCCCCCUCCAAGAACCAGUGGUGAAGUUACUUUCGCCACAGACUUUACCACUAAAAGUCAGCAGUUACAAUUCAGAACGCUCCCCAUACAUCAGAGAACCAUGGUCUGCUGCUAUUUCCAUUGGCUUGGAGCAGAAUCACCGGCACUCAGCACUGGUGGACACUGUCGGAACUGAGGCCUAUGCUGUUCGACCGGGAGGGAGUCGGCCAAUCCCUCUUCUCUUAGACUCUCAGUUGUUUCAGGAGACCACCAGAGUUUCUCCAAUCCCCCUCUUACCAGUAACGGUGAUCACAGUACCCCUGCUACCCCCAGAAGCUACAAUGGGAUGUAAGCACAAAAAGCCUUAUCACACAAAGAGGCCUGCACUCCCAGACAGUAAACUACCCAGCAGUUACCUAUCAAAGCGAUGCUUGAGCCUUAGAGUGAGCAAUCUCUUAGAUGACUCACGGGAGGAGGGGGAAUAAUGCACAUCACCUCCUCCUCCUAGACUAUACCAUAAAGCAGAUUAUGACCUGUGACCCUAACAGGUAAACAAAUACAAAAAAACAAACAAACCCAUAGGACACCAAAGGAGUAUUGCACAAUUAUUAUUUUUUUGUUCACAUAAUGCAUUAGUAAACACAUAAAAGUAGUAAAGUGCAAACAUGCAGAAUAUUCACCUUAUAAGUUAGGCUCAGUGCAUAUAAGUGCUCAAUGCAUAAACACAAGUGUAACAACAGGUAUACUGACCCAAGCUGGAGACCACAGCGCCCCAACGUUUCACACUACGCCUUCCUCAAGGGGGAUCUCAAACUAACUGGGUUAUGUUCCCAUUUAUAUAGUCCUAUCAAAGUGGAUUAAGUGUAAAAAAAUAAUGAAAAACAGGUGUGGCAGACGUGGGAUGUCCCCUGAAGCUAAUCUCAACCAGUUCCCUGUGUUUCCGCUAAUGAAUAAAUGUCACAUUUUUAUGAUUUGCAGAUAUUAUUGUACUGCUGUUCUCUGAUGUUGCUGUUUGUACAUGUAUAGACUGAGGGAUACAAAGGGGAUCACUGAAAUGAAUCAUGACUUUGGAUCAGAUAGUGGUUGAGAGGCUUACUAUGUUGUGAAUUUUGGACUAUUUCAGUUCAUUGUCCUUAGACGAUUCUGACUUUGGGUAGCCCUUUCAUUCCUUUUCUAGACCGCCCCGGCAGCCGUUGAUGUGUACUUAUGUUGCGUGAUGACAUCACACGUUGCAGUUGCAUACAUAAUGAUGUCAUACGCCAAAUGCAGAAAUCAUAAGCGGAAAUACAGGAAACUGGUUGAUAUCGGCUUCAAUGGACAUCCUCUUUCUCCCACACCGCUGCCGGUCUGCACUUACUAUCACCUGUGAGAGAAUUUGUCAGUCGACCAUUUGAAGUGUGCAAUGGGCUAUAGUUUAGAAUGCAAAUUUGCCUUGAGAAUCCAUUAUACUUAUGUUUAUUUUCUUAUAUUAUUUGAUUUGAGUUGAUUGUUGCAUUGCAACCAAUCUUGAAAUAUUCUUGACCUGUUUAAUCUUUUAUGACAUAUUGGCACAGUUGUGUACAAAACCUAAUAUACUACAAAUUAAAAAAGAAAAAAAUUAUAAAUACAUAAAACCAUGUUAACUCAUUAUAUAGAAUUGAAAAUCUCAAAGUCUAUAUUCAAUCCUGUUGGAGAUAAGGAAUCUAAUUCGAAAAUCCACCUCAACUCAGUUUUAUUAAACUAUUUUUAUAAAAUCACCAUCUCUCCACUUUUUUCACAUUUUGAAUACCAAUAAAAAUUAGACAUUUAGGGUUUCCAUUAUGAUAAUGUACAAAGUGGGCAGAUACAGAGUGAUUCAAGACCUUGAUUUUAAUAUUCCUCAUGUUCUUGCAGAUUCUGAAUUUAAAAGGGUCUAGUGGUCCUGCCUACAUAUUGCAGGCUACAAUCACACGUCAAGUGAUAAAUUACAUUGUUAACAUUACAGGUCGUAAAUGAGUCAAUGUGAUACUUUUUGUUAGUGACAUUUGACAUAAAACUACUACUUUUUUAGUUUUUUAAUUGUAGUUUCUUUAGAAGCCUGCGAUUGUCCUCAAUUGCAAAAACAUUUUAAUUUAGAUCCAAAAUGUCGCUGUCUUCUGAUUCUUUUAAAAUACGGCUAGUGGUUAAAAUCUAAAGUUGAACGUUUUUACUUCCCCAUAUACAAUUUUUGGUUUGGUGCCAAUAAACUGGCUCAGAUCUUCAUUUUGUUCCAAAAUGUGCCAAUGUUUAUUAAAAAGAAUCUUUUUAAAAAGUCCACAAGAAAUAUAUUUACAUAUAAAAUUCUGAAAACUCUGAAAAGGCAAUGUUUACAUCAAAAAGCCUACAGGGACUGACUAUAUUCACCAUUACAACUACAUUAACCCCUUAAGGACGGAGCCAAAUGUACACGUUGUGAACAAAACAAAAUGUAAACAAAACCUGGCAUUUGCGCUACAUGUCUGUCCAACCGUAAUUCACCUCUUUCAUAGUAAAUGCACCCACCCUUAUUAUAUAUCAUUUUAUUCAGGGGAAACAGGGCUUUCAUUUAAUAUCAAAUAUUUAGCUAUGAAACAUAAUUUAAUAUGAAAAAAAUGGGAGAAAAUACGAUUUUUUUGAUUUUUUUAGUUCUACAUGACAUUUUAACGGUCAAUGUCAUAAUACUGUUUGCUUUUACUGCAAUAAAAUACACAUAUUUGUAUUCAGCAAAGUCUCACGUGUAAAACAGUACCCCCUAUGUACAGGUUUUAUGGCGUUUUGGGAAGUUACAGGGUCAAAUAUAGCACGUUACAUUUGAAAUUGAAAUUCGCCAGAUUGGUUACGUUGCCUUUGAGACUGUAUAGUAGCCCAGGAAAGAAAUUUACACCCAUAAUGGCAUACCAUUUGCAAUAGUAGACAACCCAAGGUAUUGCAAAUGGGGUAUGUCCAGUCUUUUAGUAGCCAUUUGGUCACAAACACUGGCCAAAGUUAGCGUUAGUAUUUGUUUGUGUGAAAAAUGCAAAAGCAAUUUUGGCCAGUGUUUGUGACUAAUGGCUACUAAAAAAAGACUGACAUACCCCGUUUGCAACCUUGGGUUGUCUACUAUUGCAAAUGGUAUGCCAUCAUAGGGGUAAUUUUCAUUCUUGGGCUACCAUAGGGUCUCAAAGGCACGUAACCAAUCUGGCGAAUUUUAAUGUGAAAAAAAUGAAACGCAAGCCUUAUAUUUGACGCUGUAACUUUUGAAAACACCAUAAAACCUGUACAUGAGGGGUACUGUUGUACUCGGGAGACUUCACUGAACACAAAUAUUUGUGUUUCAAAACAGUAAAAAGUAUCAUAGCAAUAAUAUUGUCCGUUUAAUGCUGUUUGUGCGUGAAAAAUGCAAAAACGUCACUUUUACUGGCGAUAUCAUCGUUGUAAUACAUUUUACUGUUUUGAAACACUAAUAUUUGUGUUCAGCGAAGUCUCCCGAGUAGAACAGUACCCCCCAUGUACAGGUUUUAUGGUGUCUUGGAAAGUUAUAGGGUUAAAUAUAGUGCUAGCAAAUUAAAUUCCCUUUACUUUCGGCAUGGGUUGUCAGGCAGGUCCCGCUAAUUGUAAUUAAUUAAGAUACCUAAUUAUGUAAAAAUAUUACAUAAAUAUAUAUGUAGAAUAUAAUAUAUGUAUAUAUAUAUCUAUAUAUAUAUAUUUUUUAAAUAUUUUUAUUUAUAUAUAGGUAUAUAUAUAGUGAUAUAUACGUAUAUAUUUAUGUGUAUAAAUAUAUAUAUUAUUUCGUUCUAUGUGUAUUUUGAUAUAUAUAUAUAUAUAUUAAUUUCACAAUACAGUUAGAACGAAAUAACACACAUCUAUAUAUUUUUUAAUUAUUUAUUUUUAAUUAUUUUUGUAAUUUUAUUUUUUAACGUAUUUACAUUUUAAUUUUUUUUAUAAUAUAUAUAAAUAUAUAUAUAACAAUAAUUAUAUAUAUAUUUAAUCAGUAUCAGUGUACGUGUAAUUUGAUAUUAAUAUAUAUAUAUAAUUAUAUAUAUAUUAAUAGUAAAAUACACCUAGACGGUGUACAUGUGUGUAUGUAUAUGUGUAUAUAUAUACUUUGAUCAUAUAUAUAUAAUAUAUAUAUAUGAUCUAAGUAUAUAUAAUUUUAUUUUUUUACACUUUUAACUUAUUUUACUUUUAUUUUCAGCCAGCAGGGGGACCCCCUGUAAUUACAGGCAGCCCCCCUGCUGGCAAUACAGAAGCCAGCUAUACCCGGCCAUGUGAUUGUGGGGUCCUCGCUAGGACCCCACUCUCACACGGCCGGGGGGCUUCCUGGAGGACGGUCGUGCCGCGGGGGGCUCCCUGGGAGUCCCCCCCACCGCGAUCGCCGGCGUGGGACCGCCGGCGACCGGGUAAGUACAGAAAGACCGGAGGGCGUACUAUUACGCCCGGCGGCGUUUAGAGCCGCCUAUUAGAGGACGUAAUAGUACGCCCUGCGGUCUUAAGGGGUUAAGCUAUAGUGUCCCUUUAACUCCUGUCCUUAAUCAACCACAAUUUUCCCCUUUACUCCUAACCAUUAACUCCCCACACGUUAUUAAUAUAAUUGUUAAAUCCUAUUCCUAUUCUUACUCAAAACCAAGGUUAGUAGCAAAACAAAGAAUGCCAGUAUAAACAGCUGGAAUAAUGAAGCAACAUUUCAAAGCUGACAUUUCAACAGUGACAUUUGGAUGCUCCAUUUGCAUUUUUGUGGCUGUGAUUGCAACAAGGAAAUUAUCCUUGGCAGUACAUGCAAUUAUACCGUGCAGCAUAUAUACAUAUAUUAACCCUAUAAGAGCCAAACACAAUAUUGAAAACAAACAACUGACGUUUCGGUAAAUGAUUUUUAUCAAGAUACAAACAACAAACACAAGCAGGACAAAUCUGUAUCCCCAAUGCUACAGUGGCCGUGUACCUAUUUGUAGUCAGUAUAGUGCCUCUUCUGCUCUCCACCACCCCCAGCGCAGAAAAUAAAAAGAUUCAGUUAACUUUUUCCAACUUCUCAUAGAAGAGCAUUAGGGGCCUAAUGCACAUGAGUGGUGUGCACUGCAUGCACAUUUAUACUUCCCCAUAGGAUGGCACUAUCAGUGUCAUGGAAGCUCCUCUAGUAGUUUUCAUACUGACAGCCAGUGUUAAGUUUGUCACUAACAAUUUCAGUCAAAUUUUAGUCGACUAAAAUAUUUGAGAUUUAGUCGACUAAAACUAAAACAAUUCAGAUGACUAAAAUCUGACUAAAACUAAAAUGGCUUUUAAGUCAAAAGACUAAAACUCAAUUUAGGGCUUGGGAGAGAGACACCUAGAGGGGCUGGGAGAACACAAAGAGACAAAAAGGGAAUGGGGACAACACCCCCCCUUCUCCUUCUACUCAUAUGCCGAGUGCUCCCAGCACGUGUGGAAAAAACUCUGUUGGGAGGAGCUGGCUGCAGGAGGAAACCCUAUGGAUUACUACAGAGGCGUGCUGCUCAGGGGCUGGUGAAGAAAAAGAGAGAAGAGACACAAGUGAGAGUAAGUUAGAACAGAAAUUAAAGUGGAUGCUUGAAGAAGAGGUUAAUGGUUAAUUGAGGCAGAGGCACAGCUAUGGAGAAGAGAGGAAGUGUAGUGAUGGUGAUAAAGUAAGGGGUGACAAAGAUAGGUGUGGAGUAAAUACUAACAUAUAUAUAUAUAUAUAUAUAUAUAUAUAUAUAUAUAUAUAUAUAUAUAUAUAUAUGUGUGUGUGUGUAUAUAAUUAAUACAAUGUUAAACAAAAAUCACCUUGCGCCAGUCAAGCCAUAAGAUUUGCUUUUCCCACAGAAAUCCCAUAACUGCAGCGAUGUUACAACCGCAAAGGAUUCUGGGUGGGCAUAUGCCAAUUAGUUUAACAAAGAAUUAAAUUUUUGCCUCAUUCCAUUUUAACCAUAUACUUGUAGAUUCACGAGAUUCUAUGCUAUCCGCGUGCAAUGGUCUUUAAAGCGGGCUAGCGGCGGCAUAGAAGCAUGACCAACGUACUGCAACCUGGAGGUCGCGGUGCCACACUCCGCGCUGAUCCUCUUUAGAGGGAGGACUGCCCACGACAGCCAGAGCAGCCUCCCAUGGCAAAUAAGGCCCGAAGUCUUACAUGUGAUGGCUCUCAAGAAGCGUCAUAACCUAUAUAACAACUGUGGAUCUGCCAGCAGGGGGAAUGUCUGAAAUGUCAGACAAUCCCCCUGCUGGUGGGAAGUAUUAAAAAAAGAUUAAAAUACACAUGUUAAAAUAAAUUAAAUGCAUUUUUAUAUAUCAGAUAUUAUAGAUAUAUAAGAAAUUAUAGAUAUAUAUAUAUACGUGUGUGUGUGUGUGUGUAACGUCAUACGUAAUGUAUUCUAAUAUUAAUAUAAGUACAUAUAUUAGUAUUACACUUAUACAUCUAUAUAUAUUAUAUAUAUAUAUGUAUAUAUACACGUAUUAAUACAAUAAUAUAAUAAAAUAAAAUAUUUAAAAAUAAAUUAUACAUAUGUAAUUUCAUUCGAACUGUAUUUUGAUAUAUAUAUCUCUAUCUAUCUCUCUAUCUAUAUAUGUAACAAAAUACACUUAGAAUGACAUUUCAUAUCUAUAUAUAAAAUACAAAUAACCGUGUAUAUAUAUAUAUAUAUAUAUAUAUAUAUAUAUAUAUAUAUAUAUAUAUAUAUAUAUAUAUAUAUAUAUAUAUAUAUAUAUAUAUAUAUAUAACAUAAAUAACUACAUAAGUGUACACGUAGACUUUAAAUACAUAUAUAUGUAUAUAUAUUAAAUUCCACUUGUAUAUUUAAGUAAUAUUUUAAUGUAAUUAUGUGAUUUAAUUAGUUAAAAUUUGAUUGAAAUGCCUGACAACCCAGGCAAAAAGUGCAGAGAAUUUGAAUUGCAAGCACUAUAUUUAACCCUGUAACUUUCCAAGACACCAUAAAACCUGUACAUGGGGGGGUACUGUUUUACUCGGGAGACUUUGCUGAACACAAAUAUUAGUGUUUCAAAAUGGUAACUUGUAUUAUAACAAUGAUAUUUUUAGUAAAAGUGAUGUUUUUUGCAUUUUUCACACAUGAAUGGCACUUUUACUGACGAUAUUAUUGUUGUAAUACAAGUUACCAUUUUGAAACACUAAUAUUUGUGUUCAGCAAAGUCUCCUGAGUACAACAGUACCCCCCAUGUACAGGUUUUAUGGUGUUUUUGAAAGUUAAAGAGUCAAAUAUAAGGCUUGCAUUUCAUUUUUUUCAUGUUAAAAUUUGCCAGAUUGGUUAUGUUGCCUUUUGAGACUGUAUGGUAACCCAGGAAUAAGAAUUACCCCCAUGAUGACAUACUAUUUGCAAAAGUAGACAACCCAUGGUAUUGCAAACGGGGUAUGUCCAGUCAUUUUUAGUGGCCACUUAGUUACAAACACUGGCCAAAUACUAGUUUUUUGCUUUUUUCACACAAAAACAAAUAUGAAUUCUAACUUUGGCCAGUGUUUGUGACUAAGUGGCUACUACAGAAGACUGGACAUACCCCACUUGCAAUACCUUGGGUAGUCUACUUUUGCAAAUGGUAUGCCAUCAUGGGGUAAAUCUCAUUCCUGGGCUACCACACGGUCUCAAAAGUAACAUUACUAAUCUGGCAAAUUUCAAUGUGAAAAAACUGAAAAAUGGAAUGUGCUAUAUUUGACCCUUUAACUUUCCAAAACACCGUAAAAACUAUUAGUGGGGGGUACGAUUGUCCUCGUGAGACUUUGCUAAAUCCAAAUAUGUGCUUUUUUUGCAGUAAAAGCUUACAGUAUUAUGACAUUUACAGCUAAAAUGUGAGGCGGAACUACAAAUGUUUUCAAUUUUUUUUAAAUAUCUCACAGUUUUUUUAAUUUUAUUCAUAAUAAAUUAUGUUUCAUAUAUACAUUUUUGAUAAGAAAUGAAAGCCCUGUUUCUCCUGAACAAAAUGAUAUAUAAUAAGUGUGGGUGCAUAUAAUAUGAAAGAGGUGAAUUACGGUUGAACAGACAUAUAGCGCAAAUUCCAGUUUUUGUUUACAUUUUGUUUUGAUCAGAACGUGUUCUAUUGACUCCGUCCUGAAGGGGUUAAACAUGGAUUCCUUUUCAUCUGUGUUUGCUGUAUACAACAGCUUGAAACACAAUAUAGGAAAAGAUGCAAAACCAGUGAACCACUCAUGGACAGCUGUUUCAUUGUUAAUGCAACUCAUCAGCAUGAGGCUGGUUACUGGUUUGCUGGGGAAAAAUUGUGAUUGAAAACCCCUUCCACCUGAAGUCUGUGGAUAAUUAAUACAAUGCUAAACAAAAAUCUGCACACCAGUCAAGCCAUAAGACUUGCUUUUCCCACAGAAAUCCCAUAACUGUAGCGGUGUUACAACCGCAAAGGAUUCUGGGUGGGCAUAUGCAAAUUAGUUUAACAAAGAAUCAAAUUUUUGCCUCAUUCCAUUUUAAAUAUGGAUUCCUUUUAAUCUGCGUUUGCUGUAUACAACAGCUUGAAACACAAUAUAGGAAAAGAUGUAAAACCAGUGAACCACUCAUGGACAGCUGUUUCGUUGUUAAUUCAACUCGUCAGCAUGAGCUUGGUUACUGGUUUGCUUAUUGAGGCUUGGUAGUGCUUGGUAUAUAUACCAUCAGUUUCACAUAGCCCAGUUCACUGGUUAGUGAACCAGGCUAUGUUCACCUUUAGGCAGAGUUUUAAUAUUUUUUCUGUUUUCUUUAUUAUUAUUUUUUGGUUGUUUUUAUUUUUUUAUUAUUUAUUUAUUUUUUAUUAUUAUUUGUCUAUACUUUUAUACUUCUUUGUUUUGAUUUUUCUUUUCACCUUUUAUUUUUUAUUUUGUCCUGGUUCUCCUUUGUUAUGAUACUAAACUGCUCAUUUAGCCUGGGGACAUGUAUAUUAUUUUUGGCUACGGGCUGAUACACACUUCUGUGUGUCGCCUGUUGCCAUGGAUGUGCGUCUUGGUCCCGUGCGCAUGCGUGAUUAGGUUUCUUUUCGUGCAUGCGCUCGGACUUUAGAUGCUGUAUACCCUUUGCGGCCACCGUACUUUUCACGUGGUUUGGGACGUAAUCGCGUCUAGUCACGUGGGAGAGGCAGUCCUUUUUCUUUGAAGUGUUUGGUAUUUCAUUGAAUCCCAGGUAUAGUUUUGUAUGAUUAAUUGCACUAAUUUAGUUUAGUGAUAGAUUUAUUUAAAAGAUCUGUGCAUAGAUAAUGGUUUAUGUGAUUCUGUGUAAAACCUGGACUGCUUGUCUUUCUCUUUUGACUAUCCCCCCACUACUGCCUCUGACUCCUGCUUAUAUUGGACUGAAGGGGAGCUAACCCUGAUUCUCCCUUCCCAUCUUUUACUAAAUGGAAUUCCUCUUCUUCUCACAUGUAUUUCAUAGCCAGCCUUAUACAUCAUGCACAGGAAGCCACAACAUACACCUCACACAUAGCUACAACACUUAGAGACACCCUACACACCUACACAAGACACACACUCACACCACACAUUCACCCAACAUUUUAAUAAAUAUUCACAUCACAUAACACUUAAAAAAUAACAUAGGGGAAGAAUUUCAUGGUGCACAUGUCUAUGCGCAACAUGUGACAGCUUUACUGGAGUCUGGGAAAAUAAGCUGCCCAGACAGACCCAGCAAAGAGUGUUAAUACUGGCCAGCCAACCAGACUGGUGAAGAGGCAGGCACGCAGUGUGAAUGGGUGAUGGCAGACUGGCCAGACUCCAUGUGCUGGCUGACGGUGUCCAGUGCACAAUGCAGGCAGUUACAGCCAUCCCAUUAGGUUAGGUAGCACACCGCAAGAGUGCAAUGUCUGUGUGCAUCAGCACAGAGCUACAGGGAGCUGCGGGACCCCAGAAAUCAUGAUUUCAAUACAAAUCUAAUUGAGUGUGUGAAUGUGGCUCUAUGUAAGGAAUAAUUGCCGUCAGGCCGUUGCAUUAUUAGAAAAAAAAAUGCACACCCGAGAUGGUAAUGCGGUCACAACGCGAAGCGGAGUGGCCGUUACACCUUGGGUGUGCAUUAUUUUUUUCUAAUAAUUCAACGGCCUGUCAUAUUAUUCUGCUUAUACUACAGUUACCACACCUCGAAACAUUGUUCAGAUGAUGUAUUUCAAGACGUUUGUCAAGUUUUUGUCAUUAAAACGCUCUUGUAUGUAGGACUAAUUUCUCACGCAACUGUAAUGCGGUCAAGACCUGUCUGGAACUACUUUAGCCGUGCGUCUCCCUGAAAAUAAUGCACACCUUAGAACGUUCGGCAACCAAUAAGAUUGAAGCAUUCAACGGCCCUGUAGUAUAAGUGUGCAUAAAUGUGUGUAUAUGAAUGUGUAGUAUCUUUGGAUUAAUGCAAAUGUCAUAAAAAGGGUUAGGGUAUAUGUGAUGAGAUAUGUGGAUCAUAUGGUUGUGGUGUCACAAAAUGGGGGUAGGCAAAUAAUUUUUUGCCUGGGGUAGCAAAAAUCUUUCCACUGGCCCUGACUAAAAUCUACUAGAGAUUUAGUCCACUAAAACUAAAACAAUUCAGAUUACUAAAAUACGACAAAAACUAAAAUGACCUUUUAGUCAAAAGACUAUGACUAAAUUGAAACCUAAAUUGAGAUUCCCAAAAAUGUAAUGUAUUGCGGAGCUAAGGGAACAGGGACACUGCACCAAGACUAUUCAAUUGAGAUGAAGGGGUCUGGGUGAUUGUAGUGUUCCUUUAAAAUGGUGCAAUGACACAAAAGAGAGUAACAUCAGGAUCUAAUGCAAAGCUUUGACAGCAAAACACAGUAACACAGAACCAAGAAGAAAAAAUAAAUAGUGUAAAUACUUAAGAGGCUAUUAUCAAUAAAUUCUCCAAAUGAAAAAGUUACUUGUUCAAUACUGCUAUUAAUGUAGCCAGUACAAGAUACAAAACUCACACCAAAGAAACAAUGAUGUUAGCUGUUCAGUGCCCAUAAAUUAAAAUAGAAAUAUUUAAAGGUAAAAGUGUGGAGUCUCAAAACAACUUAAUCUGACCAUUGCCAUGUCAUGACUAAAAGUAUAUCAUAGAAGUAUAUCAUGAGUAAAAUCACCUUUUCAAAGAGAGACAACUGGGGCCUGACCAAAAAUUAAUAAAAGUUUUUUAUUCUCCAAGCUCCUGAAAACCCAGAAUCACUUGCACUUCAGUAAUUCCUGAGCAUGAUCACCCUCUCUAGGACAAAGUUAAUGGCAAUAAGCUGCAAAGAGGGCAGUAAAUGACCUACCUCUACAAAGCGUCUGGCUAAGGGUUUUUCUGACAUCCCUAAAGGCAGUACUUAUCGAGGAUCUGUGCACCCUAAUUCUCUCAUGAAGCGUUGUGUAAGUUUUGUCCACAUCAAUUAAUCCACAGUGACAUUGUAGUUUAAAGACCACAAAUAAAGUGGUACAUGUAAUCCUGUGGUGAAUCUGAAAUUGUUGUCCUCUAUGUGGGUGGUUGAAAGUGUGGCCUGGGGUCAUGUGGCCACAGGGCACACUCCUUAGAAAUCAAAAACAUUUAUGGGAUCUACAGAAUGGUGGGCAUGUACCAAAAUUUCCCUCAGGUUUGGAGGCUGUCUGUAGCUCAUAAGUGACGUGUGUUUGAAUCCUUCUGGAAGAAGAGGGUCAUACCACAGCAACUUCCAAUGUAACUACUUCAUUAAAGGGUCCAGAAGAAGUACUGAAAGUCUGAAUACAGCCAAUAUGCUUAGUAGCCUUCUUAGUCCUAAUUAUAGUAUCACAAAAUCUGUUUUUGGCCAUCAUUAAAGCUUUGAAAGCUUUCAAGUUCUGACUUGAAAUAUACUCUCUCCAAAAACGUUUGGAUCAUUUGGAACAACUGAACCUGACUUCAAUCUUCAUCAGAAUUAUUUAGCAAAACUCUCAAAUAAUGAGAUGAAGAAAUUCAGAAAGGGACUCUCUCAGUGGCUGGGGAGCUUUCUGUGUGCAGUAGGGUUUUGCAAUCUGUUUGUUUUUCUUAUUCCUAUCAAUACAAUAUAUACCCAAAGGUAUCACACAUAACGAAAAUAAACAAGUAAAAAAAUUCAAUUUCGUUGUAGUGUUGCUUCAUAAAGAAGAGUUCAACACCAUCGAUGGAAUUCAGUUCAUCAGUCAUGGCUAACAGUUUCUCCCCUGUCAGUGCCAAAUUAAAAACGCAUCAUUGAUGAAUUUUAAAUUGAGCAAAAUGUUUUGUGAGAAUUUAGACAAGGCUGACCAACGUUAGGUACAUAAAGGCAGUAGUGGAAGUUUCUGUGAGUUGAGCAUAGAAGUAAUCCUCAAACAUAAAAUAAUUAAAGGGAUACAUCAAACACCUAAAGGAACACUAUAGUCACAAAACAACUUUAGCUUAAUGAAUCAGUUUUGGUGUACAGAUCAUGCCCCUGAAGUCUCACUGCUUAAUUCUCUGACAAUUAGGAGUUAAAUCACACUGUUUAUGUAGCCCUAGUCACACCUCUAUGCACAUGACUUACACAGCCUUCCUAAACACUUCCUGUAUAUAGUCAUCUAAUGUUUACACUUACUUUAUUACAAACUCUGUUUAAUUUAGAAUUUCUUAUCUCCUGCUCUGUUAAUAGUGUGCUAGAGCGUGAAGGAGCCUCCUGGGUAUAAUUAAAGUUAAAUUCAGAAAGCAGGAGAUACAAACUUUUAAAGUAAGUAACAGCUGACUGAAAGUGAAAAUUAUUUUGUCUUGCAGACUGUGUCAGUCAUUGCCAGGAGAGGCAAGGGCUGCAUGGACAGAAACAAAAGUGAUUUAACUCCCAAGAUUGCAGAUAAUCGUAAAGUGAGACUGCAGAGGCAUGAUCUAUACACCAAAACUGCUUCAUUAAGCUAAAGUGGUUUUGGGUACUAUAGUGUCCCUUUAAACCUUGCUUUAUCCACUAGCCAUUAUUUAUUUUUAUUUUUUUUGGUUUGUAUGUGGCCAGUGGAGUUUCCAUUUAAACAUUAAGCAUCCUCAAUGAUCCUCAUAUAUGCACUGACUGGACUGUGAUAUAGGUUAAAUUGUAAGUUGUCUCAGCGGCCAAUUGUUGUAAAAUAUCAGUCCUGUAAGGACAACUUCCCUGCCUUUAUCAGUGGGGCGAACAAUGAAUGAUCCUGUUCAAAACUUUGGAGUGCCAUCCUUUCACUUUUAGUGAAGUUUGAAUCGGAGAUCACAUGUUGGCCCAGUAUCGUAAAUGAUUCAUUUCUGAGUUGGGUAGAAAAAGUCUGGAGGCGGGAGGGUUAACUGCACUUAAUAGCCAGGAGUUAUUGUUAGCUCUAGUGUUAUGAGUGGAUAGUCGUAAAAUUCUAGAAAACUUUAAUCUAAUCGAAAACAGCCAAGUUGUGACUACAGCUGAAUUGGAGAAUGUUUCUAAAUACAUUUUGCAAUUCAGUUUUCAAUCACAGUUUAAUAAAAACAAACAUAAUGUUACUAAAAUGUCACCAACAGGAAUGUGUAAUAUGCCACAACAUAUGAACACCUUAUAUGGUCCAGGUGUAGAUUUUACGGAUACCUUUUCUGGAUAAUAUUUUAAAACAUUCAGUUUGUCUACUUCUUUCUGGAACUUAGAGGGUAAAACAUUAAAUAAUAAAGCAGUGUUUAUUGGUCAUUAUAUAUUCUAAAAGAUACUGCGUAUCAACUAGUAGCACUGUAUCUUGCAAAGCAAAUUUGCACAGAACAAGUCAGCUUGAUGUUAAAAUACCCACAAGGGAUCCAAAUGAAGUGUCUAAGCUCUGUAUAAUUUCCUAUGCUGCAUCCAACGCUUUGGCAGUUAGUAGACAUUAAAUGGAACAUAUAACAGUUCAUUAUAGAGAGGUUACUGUAGUUAAUCAUCAUAACAUUCUUAUGAGAUUCCUUCUGUGUACCCGGUGGGUGCAGUGUCCCGAGGAAUAUAAAGUCUGAACCAGUAACCAGCAGGGAAAUAUCUGCUUUUAUAAUAAUGACAUACCAGAUAGGGCAUGUGAUUUAAUCUAUUUUGCAGGCAUCUCUUUUAGAAUCUUUUUAUAUUCAUCCAGAUGGUACAGAGCUCUCUGCCACUGCCUGCGCUAGGAAGUACAAAAUAAACAGUAAAACACCAGUGCCGAAAUAUUUGAGGAAUUUAAUGUGUUUUGGUGCAAGCAACUGUCACUAUGCAAGUUUAAAGCAGAUCUAGGAUAUAUCUAAGAUAUAUGUUUGUACAGGCACCAUUGUAUGUGUUUAUUUUUGUGCAUUAAGGGAAAUGCACACAUUUAAAUAAUUCAUAGAAAACUGCUUGCAUCCCUGUCAACUGUACUGGAUAUAGUGAAUCGGUUAUGAUUUUGGGCUUCUUAAUGUGGUUGUGGCCUGCAAUAAUCCAUUACUUGUAGUAUAUUGCAGUUCUCAGCUGGAGUGGUAGAUCCAAACGAGAAACUCUUGUAGACAUGUCUACCUCCCUGCUACUCCAGUGGGGAAUUCUCCAGUUAUGGUUCUGUCCCCUUCAUAGUUAGUUGAACUUUGUGGAGCUGUACACGUUGGGAGAAUGUAGUCUACCUAUAAAAGUGCUCACUUCUCUGGGGGACAAAUGAGUAGACCUGGAGAACAAUACGAUGACAACAACAAGAACCAAGUAACACAUAUUGUUAAACAAUAUAUCUUUUAUCAACACCAGCUCAGUUUGAAUUGGAACCAGAAACUUUUGGGAUAUGCUGAAGGUCAUAUCUAAGUAGAUAUAGAGGUAGAAAUACCAUGCGUGGAAAUCUAUUUUAGAUUUUUUUUUUUCUUUUGAGGAUAUCUGUUUUUCAACCUAUGUUUAAGUGUUUUUUUUCUUCUGCUUCAUUUUUAAAUUUACUCCAGAUUGAAGAAAUGAAAAAAAGAAUUUAGAGACCAGC